CUGAAAGUUACAGAGUCCUAUUGAGGUGCAGGUAUGCUUUCUGUCAAUUAAACAAACAAACAACAAGAUGGCUUUUUGUAUGUAAACCAAAAUAAAAAUCAUCUUGUGUCAAUAGAAAGCAGUCAAAAAAAUGUUUUUCCUUCUUGAUAUAAAAGAGUGUCAUUUUAUGUCAAAGCAGAUAAUCUGGAAAAUGUAGCGCUAUGGAACCAGAUGUCUCUUAAUUUGGCCCAAUUCUGAAUUUAGUGCAUUCUAUUGAAGGUUUUUGGUAUCUUGGAUCUUAUUUUGUAACUGCCGUAUUAAUGUAAAUUAAAUAUCUUGAAAUGUGAAGGCGUGGCUAAAGCAUAUCUUCCAAACUGUGUUUUGACGUGUAUUUUGCGGCCCACUUUGCCGUUUAGUAAAUAAGCUCCCAUGAGGAAGAUUGUGGAUCGCACACAAGCCAGAUCUGUAUGUCGAAGAUAAAAACUCCCUGUUUUAGGAAAAUCUUUGCCAUCUCGGCUAUUUUGACUGUAAUACAAUAUGUAGCUUUAAUCUGUGCUCGAUUUACUAUUUUGGCUCUGCUUUUGAAAUGGACUGUCUCUUGGUUGAUCUUCUGUCUGGUUUUUUUACAGCAAUGGGUAUAAACCUGAUCCUGUGUGUGUGCUUCGUUCUGUAUCUUGGGGGUAAGUUAUUUGAUGCCGCAGCGUAAGAGCUAGUUAAAAGAAAAAUUAGCAAAAUGAGUUUAUACACACCCCUCUGCAAACCAAUUAAAAUCUCCAAAACUACUUUGUUUAAAUCUGUUUACGUUAGAUUUAAUAAUCUACUUUUUGUGACUACUUUUCUCCAGAAGAGAGGGGAAAAAAAACACAAGAGAAACUUAAGUAGUUAAGUACAAUUUUAGCUUCCUGAAGUAAAGGCCAGCUUUUUUUAUUUAUUAUUUUUAAAAGUUAAAUUAAAGCUUUCAGUUUAACUCUGAAACUAUCUACGUAAAGUUAAAUUAACUGACGUUUAUGUCCCUUAAAGGACCACUCUAGGCACCCAGACCACUUCAGCUUAAUGAAGUGGUCUGGGUGCCAGGUCCUUCUAGGGUUAACCCAUUUUUUAAUAAACAUAGCAGUUUCAGAGAAACUGCUAUGUUUAUGAAUGGGUUAAGCCUUCCCCCAAAGAGGCGCUUGCGUGCUUCUCACUGUGAAAAUCAGUGAGAAGACGCCAGCGUCCACAGGAAAGCAUUAUGAAUGCUUUCCUAUGCGACCGGCUGCGCGCGCAGCUCUUGCCGCGCGUGCGCAUUCAGCUGACGGGACGGGGCGGAUCGGAGGAGGAGAGGAGGCAGAGAGCUCUCUGCCCAGCGCUGGAAAAAGGUACGUUUUUACCCCUUUUCCCCUUUCCAGAGCCGGGUGGGAGGGGGACCCUGAGGGUGGGGGCACCCUCAGGGCACUAUAGUGCCAGGAAAACGAGUGUGUUUUCCUGGCACUAUAGUGGUCCUUUAAACCACCUUCAUGCAUGGACUAAAACGGGGCUGAUGUAUAACAAGUUCUAAAUAAAUUUGCAAAACACUAUCUAGGAAUUCUGAUGGCUGGAAUAUUGGCUUUUAAAGGGACACUAUAGUCACCAGAACUUCAGCAUAUUGUAUUUGUUCUGGUGAGUGUAAUAACUGCCUUUAGUCUUUUUGUAGUAAACACUGUUUUUCAGAGAAAAUGCAGUAUUUACAUUACAACGUAGGGAUACCUCCACUGGUCACUCCUUAGCUGCUAGAGGUACUUCCUGGGGCAGUGCUGCACAGUGAGUAGCACUGCCAUUCAUUCUCUACCCAUUGUAGGCAGACACUUAAGUUCCCCCAUAGAGAUGCAUAGAUUCAAUUAAUCUCUGAGGAGAUGCUGAUUGGCCAGAACGGUUUAGCAUGUGCAGGCUCUUCCCCGAUCUGCUUCCUUCUCAGCCAAUCCUGUGGGGAAGAAUUGUGAUUGGCUCACAGAAUCACUUCUGAUGUCAGGCAUGUGGGCAGAUCAGAGGCAACAGCUGCAGACUUUUACUAUAUUAUACUAAGGGAUGGUGGUUUUAACACUAGUCAGGAAUACAGGUUUGUGUUCCUAACCCUAUAGUGUUCCUUUUAUAUUCUGAAUUGCUGACUGUAUAACUUGAAUGGAGGAAGUCCUGAAAUGUCUGCACCUCCCAGUUCAUGCAAGCCGCAUUUCUAACUUCUAGAUGAGGUUGUAGAUUUGGUUUAACCAUAAGUUUUCAUUAAGACUUGCAUCCAUGACUGAGGAAUAGCUGUCGAUAAACUGUAUGUGGAAUGCAAGAGAUGUUGUAUGAUGUUGUAUGAUAUUGUAUCACCUUUUAUCUUAUUAGGCUAUGCUUUUUGUGAGACUCUGGGAAAAGACUUUGCUGUGGUCUUCAUGCAGAACUUUCGCCCUGAUCAUGGUAAACCACGCCUGCGACUUACACUCACAGCAUUUUUCCAAGAUACUCAAGUCAAUAUCUCUCUUCCAAAAACAAGCUUUUGCAAGCUAGUCUCAGUAAUGCCUGGCUCCUCAGUGACCGUUACGUUACCAGUGGAUUCUGAGCUUCUUAAUAGUUGCCGAUCUAAUAAGGUUGUCAGUGUCCACUCAACCCAGGAACUAUCAGUGGUGGCAAACAAUGAAAGACCUUAUACAAGCAGCACGUGGAUUGUGUAUCCAAUAACAGAGUGGGGGAGAGAAUACUAUGUAUUUACACCUGACAGUGGGCCAAGAGGAACAUUUGCACAAAUAGCUGUGAUUAAUGGUCCCACACCUAAUCUGGUCACUGCCACCUUAACAGACAUGGUGUUCUUUGACAAGAAGAGCUUCUCUCCUGGAGAACCGCUACAUCUGACACUGGAACCGUGGGAAUCUGUACAGCUCCAGAGCUCCUAUGACUUGUCUGGCAGCCAUCUUGUGUCACAAGAAACUAUUGGGGUGUUUACAGGUCACAGCUGUGCUCAGAAGAACACACACUGCACCCAUAUAUGUAUGCAACUUCUGCCAAUCACUUCCUGGGGAUCUAAUUUUGUGGCACCACCAAUACAAUUUCAGAACACAUACAGUGUCUAUGUCAUGGCAUCUGCAGAGACUGUUGUGAUUGUUAAAAACGAUAACAAUACCUUGUACAAAGAAAUGAUUCCUGGAAGUGUGGAAGAGUUCAAAAUUCCCUCUUCCAUGUCCGCACAUAUAUCUAGUACUGUCGCGCUCAUGGCUUUGCUGUAUAGCAGUGGUGGCAUUUAUAAAGACCUUAUCUAUGGUGGAUUCCUUCUCAACCUCACUCCAGAAGAAGAAUUCUGUUCUAGUUAUGGACUAGUCUCCUUGCCCAGUCUUAAGAACCUUGCAUUUAUAGUCAUUCCCAGGAAUAGUGCUUCUCAAUUACAAUACAAUCAGACGAAGUUAAUGAACUUACAAUGGAGAGAUGUUGAUGGUACAACAAUGAUGUACACAAAAAUACCUUAUAUGCAGCAUAGUGGAUAUAGUGUUAUCUCACAUCCUUAUGAACAGUUUGGGCUAUUUUCUGUUGGCUUUGCAAAAAUGAGUGCCUAUGGAGUACCAGGGGUGUGUCUAGAUAGAGGUAUGUAAAACACUGUGUGGGUUUUUCAUGCUGUCUCAAGAACUCUAAUCCACUCCCUGACAACAUGUCUCAGAAAAAAAUUAACAAUAAACCAAUGUGAAUAGCCCUGUACCUCGGUGAAUAAUUUGCAGAAUCACUUUUUUACUGGUUUUUUUUUAAUUUUUUUUUUUUUAUUUUUUUUUAAAUGGUGGCUGCCAUGGUGGUCUUCAUGUGUAUUCUACAUCUUGCUGUGUCUUAUAAGGAACUGUGCAGAUAUCUUGGAAGGCUUGGCAAAAUGUUGCAAAGCAAGAAUGCUUUCAAAAAUAGAAAUUGUCAUCAAUUGAUAAUGCAAAGUGAGUAAACAAAACAAUCUAAAUCAAAUCAAUAAUUGGUGUGAUCACCUAUUGCAUUCACAACCACAUCAGUUCUUCUAGGUACACUUGCAGGUUAGGGAUUUUGUAUUUAGUGUUUUGUAUUGGGCUGUUGCAAAUAUCUUGGAGAGCUAAGCCAUUCUUCACUGUAUUUAAGCCUCCUCAGUUGCUGGUCUCUUCAUGUAGUCACAGACAGGCUUCGUGUUGAGAUCAGGUCUGAGGGUGCCAUAAAAUCACACAAGGCUCAAUAUUCUUUACGUUUUAUAAGUUAAUGACUGCAGUUGUAUGUUCGGGAUUGUCAUGCUUUAGAAUAAAUUUGAGGCGUUCAGGUGCAUGAUUUAUAUCAAACAGGCACUUAUCAUACAUUUCAAAUAUUUGCUUUUAGCAGAAGACAGCUUUUUCUCCUAAGGGCUAGAGAGAAGUACAAGAAUUAGUGUUUUGUAGGUUAGUGAGGCAUGAUGGUGCAAGUUUAAGGUGACAUUUCUGCAAGUUGGGUAUUUGGUCAGAAUUAACGGUCUCCAUGCUGAGAAGUACAGGCAGAUACUCAAUCAUGUAAUACAAUCAGGGAGGUGUCUGGCCCCACAUUAAUUCUGCAACAUGACAAUGACUCCCAAACAGUCAUAGUCCAUAAGACACCGACAAAGUAUAUGGAGUCCUGGAAGUGAUGGUGUGGCAAAUCCAGAGCCUUAAUAUCUGCCUUAAUAUCAGAAGCACCUUAAAUCUACUGAACUAUGCUUGGUUCUCAAAGAUGUUUGCAACAACCGAAACAAGGUCCCUACAAACCUGUCUGCAAGUAUACCUAGAGGAAUUGACCCAGUUUUAAAGGCAAAGGGUGGUCACAUACACUGAUUUGUUUUAGAUGUUUCUGCUGUUAAAGGGAAACUCCAGUGCCAGGAAAACAAUCAGUUUUCCUGGCACUGCAGGUACCCUCUCCCUCCCAUCCCAGGUAGCUGAAGGGGUGAAAACCCCUUCAGGUCACUCACCUGAGACCCUGCCAAUGUCCCUUGGCGGUAGUUUCAGGUCGGCAUCGCUCCUAGUAAUUCAGUCAGCCAGUGGGCGAGACUGAUCCCGCCUGCCGGCUGAGGAAACCUAAUGCGCAGCAAUGCCGCACACGCUCAUUGGGUCUCCCCAUAGGAAGGCAUUGAAAGAUUUUCAAUGCUUUCCUAUGGGGAACUGAGCGACGCUGGAGGUCCUCCCACAGCGUGGGGACGUCCAGCAACGCUCUAGCAAAGAAUCUUUGCUAUGAAUCAGGAAGUGGCUGUCUAGACAGCCACUAGAGGUGGAGUUAACCCUGUGGCUUUUUUUUUUUCUAUUCUCUCCCUCCCCCCACCCCCCCCUCCUUAAAUCGGUGACCUGUUUACUCACUCAGUGCUAUUAUUUGAGAGACUUAGACACUUCAAAUAGGUCAGAACUAAAACCUGCUGAGAAUGGAUAAAGUACGAUUUGGUAACUCACCACUUCGAUUGUGUAAAAGUUAGUGCUUUCUUGAGCCAUUAGAUGAAACCUUGACAACUCUUGUAUAAGAUGUCUACAAUACAAAACUAAAAUACUGUCCAGGCUGCCUCUGCUUGAUCUGUAUCCAAUAUUACACCACCAACCCUGUGCCUGUGCACUCUGAACUUGUACUGACAGAAUAGCUUCUAAGUGUGCUUUCUAUUAAAGCUGAAAUGUAUUAUGGUACUAAAUUAAAUCUACAACUUUAAAAAAUGAACCUUCUAUGACCUAUAAAUGAGAAACUGUGGCUUGGACAAUCCAGAUUUCUGUUCUCACCCAUUAUAUUUUAUUUUUCAAUCUAGUACAAAGUCUGCACUCCAGUGUUCAAUCUAUGGAUGAGUUGCCACUCAACAGAACAGAUGGAAAAACUGUUUUUUCUCCUCUUCACCCAACAUGCAUUGCCUGGGGAAGGUCACAUUUUCGCACCUUUGAUGGGUCUUAUGUGAUCCAGUCUGGUAACUGCACAGCUGUACUCCUCGCACUUAAAGAUCAUGAAACCAGUUCUCAAUCCUUCAGCGUAGAAAGGAAAAUGAAGCCAGACAUUGCACUGAUAAUCAGAACUUCUGGCAUGACUAUUGAGAUACCAGUCAAUGAACCAGGAGAAGUAACAGUGAGUGUCUCAUCAUCCUCCAUAAAUUUGUCACCAUUGUGUCCAUGUUGAGAUGGCAAUGCCCAGUCCAAACAUGAAACAGGAGGGUUCCUAAAACUUGGUGUUUUGUGUCUGAUACGUGAUGGUAGUUCCAUCACACUACUAUAUCUUUAGCAUCUUAUCCAAUAUAUUGUAAUUGGCUUUAACUAUUGUCUAAUUUGUCUGAGGCCAGUUGCCACCAACUAUCAAACUAAAACUGAGUUGACUAUAUGUAAAUCUAAUCUAGUUAAGCAAUAAGCUGAACUUGUCAAUACAAAUUUAAAUUUCCCAUAAUUUAUUGGUUUGUGAAUAACCAUAAUUAGCUAGUCAAUUUAACCUAAUUUUGAGAUUAGCUACAGAAUACUAAAGAUUGAAAAUGGUGUUUUUUUUUUUUUUAAAUUUUUUUUUUUUUUUAAUAUUCCAUCCCCUCUUCCCUCCUAUUCCCAUUCUAUUGAGACUGAGGAUUUGGGAACACUUUAACCAGAUCUGAGUUAUACAGAGUGAGUCUAUAAUUUUCAUUUUUCUUCUUUUCAAUCUCUAGGUAGAUGGAGUCCAGUUUUACCUUCCAUUAAGUUUUCAGGAAGGUCCACUAAACGUAACACGACUUGGUCCAUUUACUGAAGCAAGCUUUUCUUUUGGGCUCAGAGUUCUGAUUGGAAAAGGAUUCCUUUAUCUUACAAUCCCCAGCUUUUCUGCACUGACUGGGCUUUGCGUGGGAUAUACUGGCAACUCUACAAAUCAAUCCAGUUUAGGACUUCCUACAGAUGAGCCUUGUGCCUCUGGCAGCUGGAGGUAUUAUGAGGAAUGCAACAGACAAAUUAGUAAUAUAACCAAUACUACCACAUCCUGUAGCUUGCUGGAAGAAUUGGACGUAUUUAAAGAAUGUUCUGAAGUUCUGGAUUCCAAACCAUUUGUUAAAAGUUGUAUGUUUGAGGUCUGUGAAAAUGCAUUUUUUGACAAAUGCAAGAUUUUGGAGAGUUAUGCUAAGGCUUGCGCAGUAGAAGGUGUAAACAUGAAUGGAUGGAGGAAUCUGGCGAAAUGUGGUAAGUCUCUUAAAUCAAUGUAUGGGUUUAUGGUCUAGAAAUGUCUCCUAAAUAAAUCGUUCUCUUUAAUAUCCACAGACCUUCAAUGUCCGUUGAAUAGUUACUAUGAAAGCUGUUCACCUUUUUCAACCUGCUUGGGUUCUCAAAGCUCGGAGUGUGACAGAAAACAAUGUUUUGAAGACUGUGUUUGUCAACCGAAUUAUAAACUCCAAAUGGGUUCAUGUACCCCCAUGGAACAAUGUCUCUGGGGAGGUAACUAUUACCCUAAUGGAACAGAACUGCUCAGCAGUAAUUGUCAAACAAUGUGCCUGUGCAAUGGUUCCACAGGAGAAGUAGAAUGCCAAAAUGUUAAUGGCUGUGAUCCUGGGUAUAUGUGUGGACUUGACAAUGACCUGUGGUCUUGCCUUGCAUUUAUAAAGGAAUCCUGCUCGGUCUAUACAAGUUCUAACUAUGUAACAUUUGAUGGACAUUUUGGCAGUAUUAUUGGCUAUUGUGACACCAAAAUGGCAGGUCUUUGUGUGCCAACUAAUGAGUUGGAGAAUUUCGAUGUGCACUUAAUUACCCAUGAAGGAGCAACACCUGGAUCAAAUCAUAUCAAAGCUGUUGAUAUCUACAUAUCUGGAAGACUGGUGACCCUCAGCCAUGUGUACAAUGGAAGAGUUGAGGUAAAUGGAGCUGGUGCUUUUUAUGCUUGUGGACUUUAUACCAUAUUUUAAUUUAAAUUUACAUUUUUGUUUUCAUUUUCCUCAUGUGUAAAAUUUGUCCAUUUUAGGUGGAUGGUGUGUUAUAUGACACACCUGUUUUACUGAAUGGUGGCGAAGUUGUAAUCUUUCAGAGUGGUCUGGGUGGAGUUAUCGUGCUUUCAUAUGAUGGUCUGACCUUCUCAUUUGAUAAUGGACAAGUCUUGGCUCUUAUUCCUAUGUCCUAUACUGGUGCGGUAUGUGGUCUUUGUGUCUCUGAGCCCACUAACCCAGAAUUGGAGAUCUGCAGGAGUGACUGCCAUAAAAACUGCAGCACAUGUUCCCUUAUGGGAAGCUACGACUUGGAUAGCUGUGGGAUGCUUGUGGAUGACAAUGGACCAUUCAGAGACUGUUACAGGAAGCUUGACACUGAAAGCUUUAUCCACAGGUGUAUUGCAGAUCUAUGUAAUGAGGAUGACCUGUGCAAAGUUCUUUCCAGCUACACCACAGCAUGCCAGGAAGAAGGAGCAGUAGUCCAUUCUUGGAGAACUGACACAUUCUGUAGUGAGUAUACUAGUACAAACCCUGGGCACACUUGCAUAAACAAGGCUUAUAGAUCUAUCCACUGAUUGAAUCAGUGUUCUAGCAAUUGCACUUGCUGGCAAUUUAAGUGCCACUUCAACACCUGUUGGCAAUAGAUAUGCAAAUGAUUGCUGCAAAAAAACUUGCAGAUAACUUGUGGUUGGAUGACUCAAGGUGCUACAGCAGUUAAAGAAAAUUAAUGUGAAAAAAAAAUCGCAGGACUGACGGUAUCCACCCACGAGUAAUUAAGGAGUUAAGUGGGGAAAUAAGUGAAACUCUGUAUUUCAUUUUUCAAGAUUCUUUUGUUUUAGGUAUUGUACCGGAGGAUUGGGGGAAGGCAGAUGUCGUUCCUAUAUUUAAAGUGUUCAGAUUCCUUGCCUGGAAGUUAGACCUGUGAGCUUAACUUCUGGGACUGGGAAAAUACUUGAAGGGCUAUUAAGGGAUAAUAUUCAGGAAUUCGUUGGGAAGAACUUUGUUCGCAAUAAUCAGCAUGGUUUUAUGAAACAUAGGUCAUGUCAAACUAACCUAAUUGCAUUCUGCAAAGAAGUAAAUAGAAGUAUAGAUCAGGGUGUUGCAGUGGAUGUGAUCUACUUGGAUUUUGCCAAGGCAUUUGAUACGGUUCCUCACAAUAGGUUAGUUUCAAACUAAAAGAAAUUUGUCUAGAUGAAUAUUCUUGUUCUUGGGUAGAACAUUGGCUUAAGGAUAGAGUACAACGAGUUGUCAUUAAUGGUAAAUUUUCAAGCUGGACAAGUGGUAAGUGGUGUCCCUCAGGGUUCUAUUUAACAUUUAUAAAUUAUCUUGAAAUAGGCAUUGAAAGCAAUGUAUCAGUGUUUGCAGAUGACACACAACUUUGUGAGCAGGAUAUUGCUUUGCUGCAGAGGGAUUUAGAUAGAUUGGGGGACUGGGCACUAAAAUGGCAGAUGAAAUUUAAAGUAGAGAAAUGCAACUUACACACUAAAUGGUAGUGAAUUAGGGAUAACCACACAUGAGAAGGAUUUGGGAAUUGUUAUAGACAACAAAUUAGUCAGCAAUAUUCAAUGUCAAUCUGCAGUUGCUAAGGCCAGUAAGGUUUUGUCAUGUAAAAAUUCUCGAUGAAAACAGUUGCCUCUUUAUAAAUUGCUGGUAAGACCACACCUUGAAUAUGCUGUGCAAUUUUGGGCACCUGUUAUAAUGGAUAUCAUGGCACUAGAAAGUGCAGAGAAGAGCUACAACAUUGAUAAAAGGAAUGGAGCAUUUUAUUUAUGAAGAAAGGUUAAAAAAAUUUAAACUUUUAGUUUGGAAAAAGGUGCCUCAGAGGGGAUAUAACAUUAUACAAAUAUAUUUGAGGCCAGUGCAAACCAUUAUCUGGAAAUCUAUUCAUAAACAGGGCUAUACAUAGGACACGAGGUCACACAUUUAGGCUGGAAGAAUAGAGAUUUCAUGUAAGUCCAUCUAAGGAAUUUGUUUUUCUUUCUAACGUAAGAGCAAUAAGGAUAUGGAAUUCUUUGUCUGAAGGUUUUGAGUCCAUACAGAUGUUUAAACAGCAAUUGGAUAAAUACUUGCAAAAACAUAACAUACAGGGAUCUAAUAUCUAAUUAGUGAGGGGAUAGCUGCUUGAUCCAAGGAUAAAUCUGACUGCUAUUUUGGGGUCAAGAAGGAAUUUUUUCCUAGUUUGUUGCAAAAUUGGAAGCGCUUCAGACUGGGUUUUUUGCCUUGUUUUGGAUAAACAGCAAAAACAUAUGUGAGGAAGGCUGAACUUGAUGGACACAAGUCUCUUUUCAGCUAUGUAACUUCACAGUAGCUGUAAAGGGGGAGACUUGACAUCUACUUCCCAUUUCCCUCCAACUGCAAAGUGGAUGUAUCAUGAAAUGAUCAAUGUCCAGAAAUGCAAUUUUUAGAUGACUCUCCACAACUUACAAAAUGGUGACCUUUGUAAUUUUCAACAAAUUUCCAGUGACUUGUAGGAGAGAGCUCAGAUUUUUAACUGAUUUUCAAGAAAUUAACGAACUAUAUAGAUCUAAAUCCUGCCACUUCUCUGCUCCUUCUUUAAAGGUAGAUAACAUGAGUACUAUUGAUGUACUUGGAUGUAUGCUUGUUCCAUAAAUCUUUAAUGCGGUUGUAUUCUGAGUAGAGGUAAUAAUGGGAAGUUGGCAAUCCAAUCUCUAGAUGAACCACCUGCAGGAUGGGCAUUAUCUGCUGCGCUUGUGGUAAGCAGACCAGCUGGCUGCGGGUAUUUGUGUAGGUUGGUGUUUACUCUGCUUUGUGCUACAUUUGCUAAAACACUUUUGACUGCAUUAUUGUGAACACUAAAAUAAUUCUGUGAAUGCAAUGGUGGGAGGAUGAAGGUGGAUGAACUGCAGAGUCAAGCAGGGAGUAUGCUUUUCUAUUCUCUCCUAGAAGUAGUGCAACGUGUUUAUUUAGCUCACAUGGUAAACUUGCUGUACCACCUCAAUGUGGAGAAAAGUUUAAUUCCACCUGCACCCGAUCUUCUCUCCUGAUGUACGCUGCCAUGAACAUUUGUUCUGUUUCUAUUAAUGUUUUGCUAUACUUUUAAUAUAAAAAUUACGACUUCUUGUUUUGCAGGUCAUCAGUGCCCACCCAAUUCUCAUUACACAGUUUGUGGCCCCAGCUGCCCUCUAGCAUGCAACAACUUCCAACCACACUUCUGUCCUCUGACUUGCCGGGAGAGUUGCUCCUGUGAUUCUGGCUAUGUUCUUGGUGGAGGAAAGUGUGUCCUUCCUGAAGACUGUGGCUGCCUAUAUAAUGGCCACUACUUGCAACUUGGUGAGGCUUUCUACGAUGAUGAUUGCUGGCAGUUGUGUGAGUGUCUCAAUGGUACUGUCACAUGCAAAGAACAAGCCUGCCACCGGGGAGAAGAAUGUGUAAUUGACAAAGGGGUGAGGUCAUGUCUUCCCAAAAUGAUGCCAGCCUGCUGGGUCACAAAUAAUCUGUAUUACCACACAUUUGAUGGUGCCAUCUUGGAUGCCAAUGGGAAUAGAAACUAUACCAUGAGUAAGCUAUGCCAACCUAGUGACCUGCUUGCGUUUGAAGUCUAUUUGCAAAGUGAGGCUGUUGAAACAAACUUCACAAUGCUGAGCACAGCCACUCUUCAUGUAUAUGGGCACAGCUUGACAGUAUCCAGGAACACUGAAGGAAUACAGGUAAGGUGGGGACGUGUGACUUGGUUUGCUUUUUGUUCCAUCGAAGUAUAGGCUAGUAGAAGAAAUUGGCUACACACAUCUCGUCUUGCAGUGUGUACGUGUUUGCUCUUUAUCCUUUGAAUAACAUCUAGAAUUCUUGCCUUAGGUCUGUCAUGUUACACCAAAUAGCAAAAUUGCAUUCACCUUGAGUUUUUUUUUUCUGAAGAAAACUAGAGCUGUCCUAUACAGUCUCUUAAUACACCAGAACUCUUAAUUUAGUAAGAAUGAUAGGGGCUUGGAAUAUGAAAACAAACAUAGGCUUCGAGAAUGAAGCUCCAGCCAUCAGCACACUUGAAACAGUUGGCUUUUACUGUGUCCAGGCAGCAUACAUGUUGACCCCUCUAAUCAAUCCUUUAAACUAAUUAAAGUGUGAUGCCAUUACAACUUUCAUGGCACAGAAGUCCUCAAAUAGAACUUUUAGGUCACACACUAGAAGGCAAGGCUUUUACCAUAACCAUAAGGCUUUUAGAGACAGUGCAGACCAUCUAUUUUUACAAGGACUUUUCUUCUAAAUUGAAUUACAAUAUCUAAGAAUUUAAUUCUUGAAAUGUGCUUCUUUCAAGAGCAGCUGUUUUAGGUUUAACAAUCUUUUUUUAAUGAUAAUUAAAGCAAAUAAAUCUAGUUGUAAAUAGUAUUCAUAUUUUGUUAGAACCAUCUCUGCAGUAGGUUUUUUCCUCAAACUAGUCUUGCUUUUUAUCUUGUAGGUAGAUGGAGAAACGCAAUACUUCCCAAUCGUGGUAGAGUUUGGUAAGAUUGUGGCUUCAAAACACGGUCCUGCCAUACAUAUAACCUCAGACUUUGGUCUCUUUAUUUUUGGUCCUUCGUGGGUCUCCCUCCAAAUAUCAGUGAGAUACAUGGGUAAUGUUUGUGGCCUAUGUGGUAAUGCAAAUGGGAAUGCCGGUGAUGACUUUGAUGCCGUAAAUGCCACAGAAUUCUUAUUGCAAUGGAUUUCUGAAGAGAUGUGCGCUUAUCCAACGAACAUGAGUGGUUGUGUAUUCAAUGAAACAAGCAAAUUUGAAGAUAAAAAUUAUUGUGGCCAACUCCUGAUGAAGGAGGGAUAUUUUAGACACUGCCAUGCUGUUAUUCCCCCAGAGCCGUACUUUAAGACAUGCAUAUUGCAUAUGACCCUGGAGAGUGGCCACGAGGAAGCCCUAAUUCAAAAUCUACAACGUUAUCGGGAUGUCUGUCUCUCAGCUCGCACAAUUGUCCACCCUUGGGGAACUGGCUCACAAGUUGAAGAUCAAAUAGGUACAAUUUCACAAUACUAGCCAUCAAUACUAGCCACAGAGGUUUUUAUCUUCUUACAUUUCUAUUCAUUGUUUCCUUUUCAGAACUUACAAAGUACCCAAUGAAAGAGAAAAGCAGCCUUAUUGAGAGAACAUCUGGCUAUAACCCUCAAAAGCGCCAACAUUGUUUCAUCUUUCAGAAUAAUUAUAUUCCUUUUGGUGGUCUAACAUUUAAAGAAUUUGCUGGGUCUUCCAAUGUGUCUCUUGUCCAGUUUUGUCCUGAAGAAAGCAAUAUAACCCAUGAAUACUUUGCUGUUCAUUAUAUGUAUAGUGAUACAGAGAGUAGGGGACAGCUCUGGUUUAGAGUGUAUGGAGUGGACAUAGUCUUGGAUAAUCAAGAACCGUUUAAUGUUUGGGUAAGUGUGUUCUACUUGGCCAACAUAAAUGGUGUGGCUUUUUUUUUUCUCUUCCCUUCCUCCUGCCUUUUCCUUCCUUCCUCCUCAUUCUCUUUAAAAACCCCUCUGACCAAGGGGGCAUUGGCCUAGAACUUGCUGCUUUAGAUUCUUAUAGCGCUUACUGAAUUCUGCUCUUCCUCGAUCUGCCUACUUAACUUUUUUUUUUUUGCUUUCUGGUAGAUCAAGUGCAGACUGUAAAUUUACCUCAUUAAAGUCAAAUGGAUGAAUGUAUUCAACCUUUCUGAAACUGUCUAAUACAGUGUCUGUUAUAAUACUGAACAGAGGUUUUUGUUAUGCAGGUAAAUGGGAUGUUCAUCGAUCCACCAGCCGUUAUUCUUCCAGGAAAGGUUUGGCUGAAUCAGAAUGGCCUCCUAUUAACUCUGGAGACUGAUAUUGGUUUAUCUAUCCUGUAUGAUGGACAACUUAUCUUAAUAUUAUUUCCUGAGAACUUCCAUGGUUCUAUCUGUGGGCUCUGUGCACAAACAAACACCAGUGAAUUUUCAACCCCAAUCACACCCACAAGUGCUAAUUCUUGGAGAUGUAAUGGUUCGGCAUCAAGCGAUCCCAGCCUCUGUCUGUUACUAUUGGAUGAAAGGGGCCCCUAUGGAGCUUGCCAUGAUGUCUUCAGCCCAUUCGCAUUUUAUGACCUAUGUCUUGCCCAACAGUGCCGAUAUGAUGGGGAUAAUCUGUCAGUUUGCCAGACUCUCCAUGAUUAUGCCAUGAUAUGCCAGUCACAAGGUGUCUCUGUCCAGCCCUGGAGAAAAAAUGACUUUUGCCGUAUGUUUUUGACUGAUUAAAUUCAGGCUAUUAUAAUUCAAACCAGUGGUGUAUCUAGAGGCAGAUCUUACAAUGCACUAGACAACAAAUAGUGACUUGAAAGCCACGUUGGGAAAAAAUUGAUCUAAAAUAGAGGAUUGGGGGGGGAACAAACUCCAUCUCUGCUGUAAGCACAGCUUUACCAUUUUGGCCUAACUUUGCCAUUAUGGUCUUUCAGUUCUUAUGACUUUUGAAGUAGGAGUUAAAGGCACCCAAACCAUUUCGGCUCAUUGAAGUGGUCUGGGUUCAAUGUCCCAAGUCUCUUAAUCCUGCAGUAGUAAUUAUUGCAGUUAUUGAACCUGCAAUAAUUACGAUCUACGAUUUAACUCCACUUAGUGGCUGUCUACCAGACCGCCACUAGAGCGACUUCUGGGUUGUUGGGUGACUUUUUUGAUUGUCUAACUGACAAGUUGGUUUCUGGCACUAUAGUAUAACUUUAUGGAAGUUAAAACUUGUUAAACGUGUGCUGUGGUUAAGAGCAAACCCUCACGACUAGUUUCCGAAUGAAGUGUUUUUGUGUCCUAGCUUUCCUGUGUCCUUUGAGAAGUGUGUACACACCCUGUGUGAGGCCCUGUGGUGACCGGUGUAUUGGAGAUGGCUGCCUUGCUCAUUGCAUGGAGGGGUGCAGCUGCCAGGAAGGCUUGGUGUGGGAUGGCUUGGAUUGUGUGGAUGCAAUUUUUUGCCUACAAAGUACUAAAGAAGAGGUAACUGUUCCUAAUAACGUACAUGUGAAAUACAAUUGUCUUGUCUUUAAAACAUUACUGGUCCUGAAAAGGUCUAAAAACGAUGUUAUUUACUUUAUUCUCCUUGCAGCUGGUGAUUUAUGAGUCUACGGAAAGAAAUCAGCAUCUUGUCUGUCAGCAGAAUGAGACUUCUCAGGCCUGUCUGCAGUGUAUAGUAAAUUCUACUGAAAUCACAUCGUUCGGUAACUUCUCCAGAUCUCUGAAUUACAAUGGCACGUAUGACAUCCUAAAAAUCUGCAAUUAUCUCUCAAAAAUCUGGUUAAGAGUUGUGCUGAAAGUCCACCAUGGUGUACCAGGAAAACUUCACAUUUUCUUCCAGAAUAGCUUUGUCACGAUCACAAACUCUCUACAUGUAUGGGUGAGUCACUUAGAUACCACUUCCUUCAAGGAAACCGUGUAUUGUGAAAUAAACCUAACAGCACUUUGUCUCCCACGUCUCCUAGGUAAAUGGUAAGCAGGUGUGGCUGCCUUUUGCUGGACCUUCAAACUCCUUUAUUAAGUAUUCAGAGGGACUGGUGUCCUUUAUCUCGCCUGGUAUCAUGGAUAUAACGUUGAACCGUUGGGGAGAUGUUCACAUUACCAUGUCACAUGACUUCCCCCACUUGCUCUGUGGUGUCUGUGCCAGCCUUAAACAUGGGCAUUCGCUGGACAGCUGGAGGGCUGAUGACUUGUCCUAGUAAUGUUUCAGUGGCGUCCUGUUGCCCAUCGGAUGUUGCAGGUUUAUAGUUCAGUUUCUCCUAUGGACAUGUGCUUCCUGUAAUCAUUCCGUUUACAGCACUCUUGUAACAUGCUUGUAUUAAUAAAGUAAGAUUCUUAUAAAAAUAAAACUUGGAAAGAUUAUCAAGUCACUUUUUUUUUCAUAUUCUUUGUUACUGUUGCAUUUCUGGAAGUGGUCCUAACUUUUAAUGGGAAACUAUCAAUAUUUAGAGCCGAAUAAGAAACAAAUUGUUCAAAGGCAAUCAAGUUAUCUGGAGAUUCAGUAGACUUUAACAUUCUUGUCGUCUUUGAAAUGGACUUUAAAGGGACACUAGUCACCAGAACUACAGCUUAUUGUAUUUGAUCUGGAAAGUGUAGUCAAUCUCUUCAGGCUUUUUGCAAUAAACAGUAUUUUUAGAAAAAUACAGAGUUGACAUUACAGCCUAGUGAUACCUCCACUGACCACUCCUCAGAUGGCUACUGGAGGUGCUUCCUGGGGCAGUGCUGCACAGUCUGACUGACAUUCAUUGUCUCCACCCUCUGCAUGCAGACACUGACCUUUCCUUAUAGGGAUGCAUUGAUUCAAUUCAUCUAUGAGAUGAUGCUGGUUUGCCAGGGCUGUUUGGCCUGUGCUGGCUCUGCCCCUGAUCUGCCUUCUUGAGUGUCAGCCAAUCAUAUGGGGAAGCAUUGUGAUUGGCUCAGGCUACCACUUCUGAUGUUGGCAAGGAGGCAGGUCAGGGCAAAGCCAGCAGGAGCAGGCUGGAAUAGGUAAGGUUAAGACUUGACUAUUUCUGGAGGCAAAGAGGGGGGUCAGGGAAGGGCUAGAUAGUAGGUUUUUUUUUUUUUUUUAAACACUACUAACACAUACAUGUUUGUGUUCCUGACCCUACAGUGUUCGUUUAAAUCUAAAUCUAUUUUAAAUCGGUCAUUGAACUGAAACCUAUUGGGAUAAAAUGGUAACCCAGUGCUAUAUGUUGGUCUCUAACUUUCAAUUUCUUUAAGAAGAAUGCUGGCUUUAACUAGUAAUCGGAGUGGUUACAGCAGAUUGGUUUAUCCAUCAGUUUCUGCAAGUUGUUGUGAUUAAAUUUAGUGGGGGUGUUUUUGUUUUGGUUGGUUUUUUUUUUUUGGUAUCUUUGCAGCUCAGCUGGUGUUUUAUGGUCUGUAUUGGGAAGUGACUUCUUCAAAGCUCACAGAGCCAAGGUUCACCUACUUACAAUAUCUAUAUGGCCAGUCUAGGAUGAUCUAUCCAAAUAUUGAUAUUACUGAUUCCUUCCUGUGAGCUAGCAAUGUAGUGGGAGGUUGGAGGAUGGAUAGAAUCGUUCCAUUUAAAGUUGAAAUAGUAGUUUGUGCUUUGUUUAAGGCACACGGUUUAGGGUUCUGUAAAAUGGCACAGAAUUGCAUGAUUUUGCUAUUACAUGAUAAGUUAUGAUUUUAUUAAAUACACGGAGGAGAGUAUUGCAGAUCCCUUUCUUUACUGUUCAUCAAUAGCAGCAAAGGAUAUAAACCAUGAAAAAAAAAAAAUGAACAUACAGUGACAUAGGCUCGUCCCAGUAUAAUAGGCAGCACUUCCCUUCCAUUUCCCUCUUUCUGAAGAUGUAACACUAUACAGAGUCCAAAACAGGAACAGCAAUAUAGUCCAGAGAUAAACAAAAAUGUAGAAACUUCAACCCUAGAGGAGGAUCAUAACAUCAAUUAACAUGGAAGCACAACUUGAUGACUGACGAAACUGUAUUCGCAUGAAGAGCUCUUCACAUGCCGAAACCAGACAUUCCACCGGAGCGCAUUAGGCUGUGAAAACAAAGAACAGGAGCCCAAGGUUGAAAUCGGUAUUUAAGACUGACAUCAAGGCCCCACCAAUAUCUAGAGAGAAGUAACCAAAUAGACCCAAACUGACAUAGUUACAAAGUCAAAUCCCUUCCAACACAGAUCCCACUUACUGUACCAAUCAAAGCGAUACAUGUCACCUAUAUAUUGAAAUAAACUGGGUGGGAACAAACAAGUCAUAACCUGAGCAGUAUAAAAUGGGUGGGACAAUACUCGUCUCCGUGUCUUUAAUAAAAUAAUGACUUUUCGUCAUGUAAUAGCAAAAUCAUGCAAUUUUCUGACAAGACACAGAGGCUCAUAUUGCAAGUUUAAAGCUGAUCGACUACUGCCGCAAACGUAUGAGGAACCGGUCUGAAGUAGAAUUCCCGAAAAAACGAUUCCCUCGACCAGUCAGCCAUCUUCAUGAGGUCCUCCAGGCGCGAGCCUGAAGCCAUCAGUGAAGAUGCCAAGGCCCCCCUGAUCGAAUGGGCACCGAAAAUCGCAGUGUCAAUACCGGCUUGAGAGAGUAGCCAUUUAACCCAUCGAGACAAAGUGGUGCUAGUUAUGGGUUGAAACGGCGGACGGGUAAAUAGAAAUACAUAGGGGGAGGAUGCGAAAUGGUGUAUCCUCAUAUGCGCGUAGGCAAGCCACCGGACAUAGCACCGGUGUAGUGGGGAAGCUCGGAUAAAAUACUGACCUAAUAGACUUUUUGGUGCGUCUGCUGAUAUUGAAUGUCACUCCUUCUGGGGUAUAUGAUCUGGCAUUAAAGUCCAGUGCUCGGACAUCCGAGACCCUCUUACAGGAGAUGAGACAAAACAAACAGACCAACUUGGCUGAUAGUUGUCUUAGGGAGAGCGCGGAAUUAGUGGACCAAGAAGCGAGGAAGGAUAACACCACCGAUACAUCCCAGGUCGCAGUGUAGCGCGGUCUGGGCGGCCGAGAGAGCUGAGAACCUUUGAGGACCCGGACACCAGGGGGUGCUGGCCCGCCGGGCAUCCAUCGAACCCCUGAUGUGUUGAGGAGAUGGCCGACCGAUAUAGGUUGAUGGUCCUGUAUGCCUUACCUGCUUCAAAAAGUCAGGAACUGUAGGACCGCAGAAUGGGGUCACUAGGACCAGUUCGGCCUGAUAUCUGCAAGAGUGUAGAAGGGUGCGAGGGAUCAUGGAGAAUGGGGGGAAAGCAUAUAGGAGGUCUCCGCUCCAAACCUUUAGGAAGGCGUCCACUGCCUCCGCCGCAUUUGGAGGCCCUUCUUUUCCACUAGGAAAAUAUUGCUUACGAACCCCAUGGAGCCCGGGGGUACCCAUUCUAUUGCUCUCUUGGUGAGAUGGCCGACCAAUAUAGGUUGAUGGUCCUGUAUACCUUACCUGCUUCAAAAAGUCAGGAACUGUAGGACCGCAGUUACAGGGGCUGAAACGGGAUUCAUGUCUCGAGCCAGGCACCAACGAGCCCAAGCUCGCCAAGCUGACCCAUAUGCCCGUCUAGUGCCGGGAGCCCAUGCCAUUGCCAGUAGGCGUCUAGUAGUGUCCGAAACUCCCUGGACCUCCCAGGGUCCCCUGAAAUCCGCCACGCCAGGAGCGGGAGGGAGCCCUCUAACCGGAGAGGGUGGCAACACCCUAUCGGAUCCAGUAGAAGUUCCUGGGAGGGUGGCAACAGUCUGGGAUAAUCCACUGUCAUCCCGAGAAGUUGAGGGAACCACGAUUGUGUUUCCCAGAAUGGGGUCACUAAGACCAGUUCGGCCUGAUAUCUGCAAGAGUGUAGAAGGGUGCGAGGGAUCAUGGAGAAUGGGGGGAAAGCAUAUAGGAGGUCUCCGCUCCAAACCUGCAGGAAGGCAUCCACUGCCUCCGCUGCAUUUGGAGGCCCUUCUUUUCCACUAGGAAAAUAUUGCUUACGAACCGUGUGGAGCCCGGGGGUACCCAUUCUAUUGCUCUCUUGGUGAGAAGCGAGGAUAGCUCAUCAUCGAUCGACCUGCGAUCCCAGAGGGAGAAGCAGAUCGGUCGAGGAGGAGGGAUAGUUACAGGAUUCCCUACAAGGUCUAUGUGGAAACCUCGAAUGGUGUUUAGUACCCAGGGGUCGGAGGUUAUCUGUGCCCCGGUUGGGAAAAAAUGUUAGAGUCUGCCACCUACAUAAACAUGCAAAGAAACAUGAGGUAUGAGUAAACUCCCCAUAGUUACCACAGAAGCCUCUGGAUCGCCACGGGCGUCCGCGUGAUGGGAAGAAUGGGGAAUGGGCACUUGUCUUCUGGAAGUUGGGGCAGUGCUCAAAAGAGCCCCGUCCCAAGCCACGGGACUGAAAGUAGGACCGGCCAAACAGACGGCUCCUGAAUCUGCUGGCCCUGGUGGAGACCCGUCCCUGAAAAACCCAUCUCAUGGAGGCUUGGGCCUUGGGCCUUGUCAAGGGCCGUAAAUGCCCCCACAAAGCGCCACAGGUCUUUUAUGAAGGAGUCGCCAAAUAGUAAUCCUUGGGCGUCCUUCCCAGCCUCUGUUAGGGCAAGGUUGGCCAGUUUAGGCUCUAUUUUAAACAAAAUGGCUUUAUGCCGUGCAAUAGAGAGGGAGGUGGCCCUUUGGAGCCAACCAUGGGGGUCUUCGGGGUCAACCAUACGGUUUCCAGCUCUGGCAUCCUCCGCCAGUUUGAAAAGUUUUGCCAGUGGACCAAAUAUGUCUAAAUGUUUAUCCUGGCAUAUUUUCAGGGCAGAGUCUAGGCCCUUACGUGGGUUCCAGCCCAAUUUAGUUAGGAACUUGUCAUUUUCUGAUCAACUUCAGGGGUAUCUCAGACUUUAUUUGGCACCGUAGGCCUUGGGCACUCUGCCCUCAGUUUGUUCCAUGCCGCUUUACUUAGCGGGUGUCGUACUCAAUUUUCAAGGUACUUGGCUACAUGGUCCGCUGGGAGCCACUCCGCUGACCUCGGAUGGUGAAACUCAUCCGGGUCGAAGAGAGGUUCGCCCAACGGAUCCAAGGAUUCUACCUGGUGCUCUUUUGCGUGGGUGGGACACGCUUUCUGGGGCGACCACAGGUACGCCAGUUGUAACAGUUCUGGAGGCAUAGGGGUGUUUGGACUUUUGGGUCGCCUUCUUGGGUGUUCCCUCAGACAGGUCCACAGUGGGACGCAGAAGAGGUGUCGUGGAACCUGACAUUUGCGCGUCCAAAGGACGUGGUAGGAGGGCCUGGGAGAUGGUAAGGGAGAGGGUAGAAGACAUGGACCUCAUGGCUGCCAUGAUGGCAUCUGUCAUCGAGCGCUGUAGCACCAAGAAUUGGUCCCCUUCGGGUUGGGUGGGUCUAUCUGCCAGAGUAGAUGGCGUGUCAUAAAUGACAGGGGUCUCUCCCAGAGGCAAAGGGGCAUCUAUCACCCCAGAGGGUGGUGAGCUGGAAGGUAUCCUGGGUUUGGGCAUAUUGGAUGCAGCUCAAUAUUCCUACUAGUGAGUUACAGGGUAGUAAGGGUUAGUCACCCAAACUAUAGGGAAAGAGAAUGAUAGGGAUCUCACCGGGGUCCAGAUCAGAGGCACACAGACACACACAAGGUAGUAUGAGAGACAGGAAGUCGGAAAAUGACCGCCGUGAGUCUUGCGAGAUUCACAGUAAAAACCAGUGAAUUUGUCAAUAGAAACGAACCGAACGCGUGGUAAAAUAGGUGAAUUUGUGCGAAGAAAACAGACAAAUGUAAAACAGACGAAUGAGUAAGCUGCACGAACCAAUUAGUUUAACACGGCAAAUAGGCGAAUGUUGCUAUAUGCCGGUGAAACUAACGAAUGGUCUGUGUUCGUGAAUUUAGCCAGAUGGCAUGAUUCAUGCACAAAACAGCCGAACAGAACAGAGAAAAGCAGCGCAAAAUGGCGCCCGAGGACAGGGAGAGGAGAGAUGGCGAGAAAAAAGAUGAGAUAAGAGCAAAUCAUAGAAAAGCCAAACUGAGAGUGCACAGAUAUAUAUUUCACACAGGAGGUUUGGAACCCUGGGACACAAAAAUAUGUAUAUACAGACAUACAAUAACAUAAAUAGAUAAACUGAGGAGAAAAGAUUCCUGAAUAGAAUCAAAUAAAAGAAUAGUAUUGAAUCUGUCAAUAAAGAAGAAACAAUAGGACAAUAAAUGACAAUAAAUAGCAGAAUAACAACCAUAACUGACAGAAUAAACAAGUAAUCAAUGAGAGGAAGAUGUGAGCUGUUACUUAUCUUUGGAGCAGCAAAGAAAGAGGGAAUGGAAGGGAAGUGCUGCCUAUUAUUCUGGGACCUGAGUGGGAGGGGCCUAUGUCACAGUAUGUUUAUUGUUUUUUCAUUCUGUUUGUAUCCUUUGCUGCUAUUGGUGGACAGUAAAGAAAGCGAUAUGCAAUAUGAGCCUCCGUGUCUUGUCAUAAAAUCCAUAAUUCUGCAGUUUUACCGUGUGACAUCCGGGAAAAGUUUUAGACUAUGGGGUAUUUACCUGCCUUUAGUAUGAUCUAUACCAAGACUCAUAUGGCAGGAACAACAAUCCACAACAUUGAGCAAAGUACACCAAAACCAAAGUGGCCGCUUUACGCUGCGAUUCUCGUAAAACCCAUUUUGAAAUGUGUUAAGUGAAAGGUAGGUGUUACUGGGUUUGUGCGGUAGGUGUUUUCAGGGUAGUUAGCACUCAGGGAGGUAAGUGAGUACUAAGUUCAUUCAUUGCCAAGUAUAAUAGAUGACCAGGGUUUGUAAUCCGUGACUCUGUGAUUAAUGGAGUUAUAACCGUAGCCAUCACACUAGGGACAGCGGCUGCUCACCGCUCGCCUGCUAAGCAUUGCAUGGUUUGCAUUUUUGCAGAAAGCGGUUUAUCGUCUCGUAGCAACAAACACACAUUUUAUGGUCACGUUCAGACGUUUCUGUUCUCUGGCUUACUAAUGGGGAACUUCUGAAACUGCAGUCACCGCAUUCUCCACUUCCUUCGUUAAAAUGGGGGAAGGUUAUCACGGCUGACACAAAACAACCCACGGACUGACUUCUCACAAUGCUCAGCCAGGCUGUCAAAUUUAAGAGCAGCAGUGAGUUUUGCUGUUUAGCCCGUCUGAAUGUGAAGAUAAUUGCCAACUGUCCAUAUUUAGGCACAAAUCAAUUUUUAUUUAAUUUUUUUGGUGUCUGUAUAAAGGAGCUCCACAGCAAUAAUACUCCCAGUGAUGUAUCUGUGUGUAUAACAGUGCCCCACAGUAAUAAUACUCCCAGUAAUGUGUCUGACUGUAUAACAGAGCUCCACAGCGAUAAUACUCCCAGUGAUGUGUCUGAGUGUAUAACAGAGCUCCGCAGUAAUAAUACUCCCAGUAAUGUGUCUGAGUGUAUAACAGAGCUCCACAGCAAUAAUACUCCCAGUAAUGUGUCUGAGUGUAUAACAGAGCUCCACAGCAAUAAUACUCCCAGUAAUGUGUCUGAGUGUAUAACAGAGCUCCACAGCAAUAAUACUCCCAGUAAUGUGUCUGAGUGUAUAACAGAGCUCCACAGUAAUAAUACUCCCAGUAAUGUGUCUGUGUAUAACAGAGCUCCACAGCAAUAAUACUCCCAGUAAUGUGUCUGAGUGUAUAACAAAGCUCCACAGCAAUAAUACUCCCAGUAAUGUGUCUGAGUGUAUAACAGAGCUCCACAGCAAUAAUACUCCCAGUAAUGUGUCUGAGUGUAUAACAGAGCUCACAACAAUAAUACUCCCAGUAAUGUGUCUGAGUGUAUAACAGAGCUCCACAACAAUAAUACUCCCAGUAAUGUGUCUGAGUGUAUAACAGAGCUCCACAGCAAUAAUACUCCCAGUAAUGUGUCUGAGUGUAUAACAGAGCUCCACAGCAAUAACCUCCUAGUAAUGUGUCUGAGUGUAUAACAGAGCUCCACAGCAAUAAUACUCCCAGUAAUGUGUGAGUGUAUAACAGAGCUCCACAGCAAUAAUACUCCCAGUAAUGUGUCUGAGUGUAUAACAGAGCCCCACAACAAUAAUACUCCCAGUAAUGUGUCUGAGUGUAUAACAGAGCCCCACAGCAAUAAUACUCCCAGUAAUGUGUCUGAGUGUAUAACAGAGCUCCACAGCAAUAAUACUCCCAGUAAUGUGUCUGAGUGUAUAACAGAACUCCACAGCGAUAACACUCCAAGUAAUGUGUCUGAUUAUAUAACAGAGCUCCACAGCGAUAAUACUCCCAGUAAUGUGUCUGUGUGUAUAACAGAGCUCCACAGUAAUAAUACUCCCAGUAACGUGUCUGAGUGUAUAACAGAGCUCCACAGCGAUAAUACUCCCAGUAAUGUGUCUGAGUGUAUAACAGAGCUCCACAGCAAUCAUACUCCCAGUAAUGUGUCUGAGUGUAUAACAGAGCUUCACAGCAAUAAUACUCCCAGUAAUGUGUCUGAGUGUAUAACAGAGCUCCACAGCAAUAAUACUCCCAGUAAUGUGUCUGAGUGUAUAACAGAGUUCCACAGUAAUAAUACUCCCAGUAAUGUGUCUGAGUGUAUAACAGAGCUCCACAGCAAUAAUACUCCCAGUAAUGUGUCUGAGUGUAUAACAGAGCCCCACAGCAAUAAUACUCCCAGUAAUGUGAGUGUAUAACAGAGCUCCACAGCAAUAAUACUCCCAGUAAUGUGUCUGAGUAUAUAACAGAGCUCCACAGCAAUAAUACUCCCAGUAAUGUGUCUGAGUGUAUAACAGAGCUCCACAGCAAUAAUACUCCCAGUAAUGUGUCUGAGUGUAUAACAGAACUCCACAGCAUAACACUCCAAGUAAUGUGUCUGAUUAUAUAACAGAGCUCCACAGCAUAAUACUCCCAGUAAUUUGUCUGUGUGUAUAACAGAGCUCCACAGUAAUAAUACUCCCAGUAACGUGUCUGAGUGUAUAACAGAGCUCCACAGCAUAAUACUCCCAGUAAUGUGUGUGAGUGUAUAACAGAGCUCCACAGCAAUAAUACUCCCAGUAAUGUGUGUGAGUGUAUAACAGAGCUCCACAGCAAUAAUACUCCCAGUAAUGUGUCUGAGUGUAUAACAGAGCUCCACAGCAAUAAUACUAAUGUGUCUGAGUAUAACAGUGCUCCACAGCAAUAAUACUCCCAGUAAUGUGUCUGAGUGUAUAACAGAGCUCCACAGCAAUAAUACUCCAAGUAAUGUGUCUGAGUGUAUAACAGUGCCCCACAGCAAUAAUACUCCCAGUAAUGUGUCUGGGUGUAUAACAGAGCUCCACAGCAAUAAUACUCCCAGUAAUGUGUCUGAGUGUAUAACAGAGCUCCACAGCAAUAAUACUCCCAGUAAUGUGUCUGAGCGUAUAACAGUGCUCCACAGCAAUAAUACUCCCAGUAAUGUGUCUGAGCGUAUAACAGAACUCCACAGCAAUAAAACUCCCAGUAAUGUGUCUGAGCGUAUAACAGAACUCCACAGCAAUAACACUCCAAGUAAUGUGUCUGAGUGUAUAACAGAGCUCCACAGCGAUAAUACUCCCAGUAAUGUGUCUGAGUGUAUAACAGAGCUCCACAGCAAUAAUACUCCCAGUAAUGUGUCUGAGUGUAUAACAGAGCUCCACAGCGAUAAUACUCCCAGUAAUGUGUCUGAGUGUAUAACAGAGCUCCACAGCAAUAAUACUCCCAGUAAUGUGUCUGAGUGUAUAACAGAGCUCCACAGCAAUAAUACUCCCAGUAAUGUGUCUGAGUGUAUAACAGAGCUCCACAGCAAUAAUACUCCCAGUAAUGUGUCUGAGUGUAUAACAGAGCUCCACAGCAAUAAUACUCCCAGUAAUGUGUCUGAGUGUAUAACAGAGCUCCACAGCAAUAAUACUCCCAGUAAUGUGUCUGAGUGUAUAACAGAGCUCCACAGCAAUAAUACUCCCAGUAAUGUGUCUGAGUGUAUAACAGAGCUCCACAGCAAUAAUACUCCCAGUAAUGUGUCUGAGUGUAUAACAGAGCUCCACAGCAAUAAUACUCCCAGUAAUGUGUCUGAGUGUAUAACAGAGCUCCACAGCAAUAAUACUCCCAGUAAUGUGUCUGAGCGUAUAACAGAGCUCCACAGCAAUAAUACUCCCAGUAAUGUGUCUGAGUGUAUAACAGAGCUCCACAGCAAUAAUACUCCCAGUAAUGUGUCUGAGUGUAUAACAGAGCUCCACAGCAAUAAUACUCCCAGUAAUGUGUCUGAGUGUAUAACAGAGCUCCACAGCAAUAAUACUCCCAGUAAUGUGUCUGAGUGUAUAACAGAGCUCCACAGCAAUAAUACUCCCAGUAAUGUGUCUGAGUGUAUAACAGAGCUCCACAGCAAUAAUACUCCCAGUAAUGUGUCUGAGUGUAUAACAGAGCUCCACAGCAAUAAUACUCCCAGUAAUGUGUCUGAGUGUAUAACAGAGCUCCACAGCAAUAAUACUCCCAGUAAUGUGUCUGAGUGUAUAACAGAGCUCCACAGCAAUAAUACUCCCAGUAAUGUGUCUUAGUGUAUAACAGAGCUCCACAGCAAUAAUACUCCCAGUAAUGUGUCUGAGUGUAUAACAGAGCUCCACAGUAAUAAUACUCCCAGUAAUGUGUCUGAGUGUAUAACAGAGCUCCCCAGCAAUAAUACUCCCAGUAAUGUGUCUGAGUGUAUAACAGAGCUUCCCAGCAAUAAUACUCCCAGUAAUGUGUCUGAGUGUAUAACAGAGCUCCACAGCAAUAAUACUCCCAGUAAUGCGUCUGAGUGUAUAACAGAGCUCCACAGCAAUAAUGCUCCCAGUAAUGUGUCUGAGUGUAUCACAGAGCUCCACAGCAAUAAUACUCCAUGAUAUACCGCCCCUUCAACAUAGUGGUGCUUGGGCAGAAUUAGGGAAAUGAAUUAUUGAUAUGUUACUUUAUGGAGUUUUAGAUAAUGUGUCAAUUGUACAGCAUAAACACAUAAUCAGAAGAAUUCUUGUACUUGUGUAGAAGAGGGGAAUUUGUCAGCCUCUACCCAUCAACCUCAGCCAACACUCAAAGUGCCUGUACUAGGAUAACAAACUACUGCAGGCACACCCUGUGCUUGAUCUUAAUGAAGGUCCCCGUUCCAGCAAUGGUACCAGUCACAUAGCACCAAUUACUGAAACCAUUUCGGUCGAAAUCUUCCCCGUCACGGUAUUCUUAGAGGAAAUGUCUGUCAAAUGUAAAUAAUAACACGGGCUCAGGACUCCGCAUUCUCACUGAAACCGUUCUCGAACUCCUUGUGACAGCUGUAGGAUAAUCUGAAGAGAAAUCCGAUAUGUUGAUGAAAAACCCUAAACAAAUAUGAAUUGAACAUCAUUGUGCAUUAAGUGUUAGAACAGCUCUGUUAACGUUCUUUAUUCCCCAUUGUAAUAUUACAGAAAUCCCCACAUAGCUCCCUAGCUCUACACCUAUAAUUAUCCUACACGCACCGAUCAUUCCACGCCCAGACUAUUGCAACAACUUCAUUAUUACUUGUACUAAGUCUUCAAGGAGCUGGCUACUUCUCUUUUAGAAUAGUCAUUUUUGUCUAUAGUAGCAGUUAUCUGUACUCAGCUAAAAUCACUACAGGGCUAUUCACAUCCUAUCUAUCACUGUCAAGGAGGGGUCUGGGGCCUAGUUUUGCCAGAGAUCGCAGAUUGCCUGUUCCAUGCCAUUUUAUCUACAGUAAAGAUUUGCACAAUGUCAAACAGCAGUGGCUAAGGCCAGUAAAUUUUGUCAUGUAUAAAUAGGGGCAUUCAUUCUCGGGAUGAAAAUAUCAUAUUGCCUGUUUAUAAAUCAUUGGUAAGACCACAUAUUGAAUAUUCUGUGCAAUUUUGGGCACCUGUUCUAAAGGAGGAUAUUAUGGUAUUAGAAAAAGUGCAGAGACGAGCUACACAAUUUAUAAAAGUAAUGGAGCAUUUUAGUUACUAAGAAAGGUUAAAAAAUUUAAAUCACUUUAGUUUUGAAAAACUGUACCUCAGAGGGCAUAUGAUAACAUUAUACAAAUAUAUUUGCGGCCAGUACAAAACAUUGUCUGGAAAUCUAUUCAUAAACAGGGCUAUACAUAGGACACGGGUCAUGCAUUUAGGCUGGAAGAAAGGAGAUUUAGUCUAAGGCAGUGGUUCACAACCCAGUCCUCAAGUACCCACUGACAGUCCAGGAUUUAGGGAUUACCCAAUUGUGUCUAAGGUGUUUUUUAGGAGAGAAAAAAACACUUUAGACAAAACAGGAUGAUCCAUAAAUCCUAGACUGGGUUGGGAACCCCUGAUCUAAGCCAAAGGACAUGUUUUUUUUUACAGUUAGAGCAAUAAGGAUGUGGAAUUCUCUGCCUAAAGAGGUGGUUUUAUCAGAGUCCAUACAGAUGCUUAAACUGAAAUUGGAUAAAUAUUUGCAAAAACAUAAAAUGCAGGGAUCUAAUGUCUAAUUAGUGGGGUAAUAGCUGCUUGUUCCAAGGAGACAUCUGACUGCUAUUUUGGGGUCAAGAAGGAUUUUUUUCCAACUUUGUUGCAGACUGGGUUUUUGCCUUCCUUUGGUAAAAACAUAUGUGAGGAAGGCUGAGCUUGAUGGGCAUAUGUCUCUUUUCAGCUAUGUAACUAUGUAAGCCACGACGCCCACACUUUUUUAUUGUUAACCAGGAAGAGAGCUAAUGCCUAUAUUUGAUGCCAUUGUUAUAUUUAGCUAGUUCAAAACUCUUCACAUACAUGACUCCGGUGAGGACGAGCAGACCUUCCUGUGGUUUCUGUGCUCAGAAAACCUUAAACCAUGUGUGGUUCCUGAAUCGUACCUUGGCGGGGAAUGCAGAUCCCUACACAGUGCUCCUGCCUGGGUAGCUGGUUCUCUAGGCUGAGCGCCACACUGACUAACUUACGUAAACUCCAGUUAUAUGUAACAUAAAAUUCAAAAUAUAUAUUAAUUUUAAACUUACCUGCUGACACAAUUACUUAAUAAAGAAUAAAUCGUUCAGAAUUGAAAGUGAAUUUCACACUUAGAGCUCCCAGCCAGCUGUGUGUUCAGCUUAGCUGCUCUGGUGUAAAAUGUGAAAAGUACUUUGAAUUUACAACAAUCACACUUCAGUGAAUAAUCCAAAAAGUAAUUUUUGAGAGAAAGAAUGCUCUCACACAGAGCCCGAACAAAACAAACUAGAUCCAUGAACGUAUUCGAUAUCAUGAUCAUUGUUUGUGUGACUUUCCACAAAAUCAUUUCUAAAUAAAAUCAGAAUGCAGGCAUGCUAUAAUAAAUCAAAGUGUCCUUAUCAUAUAGGGCAUUGCAUAACUCGAUUCCUCCUUCCCGCAAUAUGAGCCGUAUUGGCCAUUGUUCUUAAUGAAUGGGAGGGAUAUCAAAUGACUUGAGACCAAGUCUCCACUGUUUAAGACCAGCCCUAGAGGAAAGGGUGAGGUAAACCGGGUUUAACUGGCAAAGUCUUGAAGGCUUUAAAGGAUAAUUAAAGAUUCGCAAUAAAUCCUGCACCUGGCCUCGUUCCUAUAACAUUGUUUAGCGUUCUUGCCUCCUUUCCUCUCUGCUUAAACUGCACAUUUUCCUGGUUGUUAAACACACGUUGUGUUAAACCCCGAAGACACAGGUACCACCGCAGAGUUAAUUAACCAGCCACGAAUUGAUUGAAUUCACAUCUGGUUUCUUUAAGUUUUGUAUUUUUGUUGUCAUAUCCUCCACUACCACAACUAAACCAACGACCACAACAUGUUUGUAAUAAAUAAACGCUGUAAUUAGACAUUCAUAGACGGCACAGUACAAUAAACCAUCACAUGAGGCUAUUAUUUGGCACUUGGGGGGAUAUUAACCUGCUUAACUCCCCCUCGCGGCUGAUGCUGACAUAAUGGAACGUUUCUUUCUUUAAACUGCUUCAACCCUACUCUGCUUCAUGUGGGAGAUCUUACGAAACAGCCGCUGCUUUCGGAGACAAAACCUUUGUUUGUCGCUGUCCGUCUUGUUACUGUCGUGUGCUCAGCUUUACAGAGACAAUUACUUCUUUAACGUUUAUUUGCAUUGUGCUCGUACUGCAGCUGCAAAUAUACACAUACAGAUUAGAUCUAUUGAGUAUAAACAUAUAGAGAUCAAAUCUAUUAUAUAUUUCCUGAUUCCUGCAAUUAAUCUUUUAUCUAAACCAGAAACACAUACAGAAACAUUGCCUGCUGCAUCCACUGGCUGUUUAGUGUUCUAAUGGGAGUUACAGCAUGACGGUGGAUGCACGUCUUUAUUUAUUAGGAAGAACUUACCAACUGUUUCUAAAAAAGUGAACAUUAUUGUGGGGAAAUGCUGCAUUUCUGAAAUUGUAGUAGAUACCUGGUAUAGCCUUCCAGUGGGAGCAGUAACAGUGAUAUAGAAAGGGUAGUAGAUACCUGGAAUAGCCUUCCAGUGGAAGCAGCAACAGUGAUAUAGAAAGGGUAGUAGAUACCUGGAAUAGCCUUCCAGUGGGAGCAAUAACAGUGAUAUAGAAAGGGUAGUAGAUACCUGGAAUAGCCUUCCAGUGGGAGCAGUAACAGUGAUACAGAAAGGGUAGUAGAUACCUGGAAUAGCCUUCCAGUGGGAGCAGUAACAGUGAUAUAGAAAGGGUAGUAGAUACCUGGAAUAGCCUUCCAGUGGGAGCAGUAACAGUGAUAUAGAAAGGGUAGUAGAUACCUGGAAUAGCCUUCCAGUGGGAGCAGUAACAGUGAUAUAGAAAGGGUAGUAGAUACCUGGAACAGCCUUCCAGUGGGAGCAGUAACAGUGAUAUAGAAAGGGUAGUAGAUACCUGGAACAGCCUUCCAGUGGGAGCAGUAACAGUGAUAUAGAAAGGGUAGUAGAUAGGCACCCAGACCACUUUAUCUCAUUAAAGGACCACUAUAGGCACCUGAGGGUGGGGGCACCCUCAGGGCACCAUAGUGCCAGGAAAACGAGUAUGUUUUCUUGGCACUAUAGUGGUCCUUUAAAGUGGACUGGGUGCAGUGUCCAUGUACCUCUUAGCCCUUAGCCAGACUGCAAUGUUUACAAUGCAUUGCUAAGACUGCCUCCAGACAGACCACUAGAGACGCUUCCUGCUGUUUCAAGGAUGUCCAGCAUCUGUAAAAUCCCCCAUCGGAAUGCAUCGUCAAUGUUUCUCUAUGGGGAAGGCGUAAUUUGCGUGGGGUACUCGCCACACAUGCGCAUUAUGGUCUCUCCCCAUGAGCUGCUCUCAGCAGAGAAGGAAAUGGGACAUUGGACCUGGAAUCUGGUAAGUGAAAAAACGGUUAUUAACCCUUUAUUUGCCUGCGAAGAGGGGGGGGCGCGAGGAAGGGGGCCGAGGGACACUGUAAUGUUAGAUAUACGGUUAUUAACCCUUUAUUUGCCUGCGGGAGGGGGGGCGCGAGGAAGGGGGCCGAGGGACACUGUAAUGUUAGAUAUACGGCUUUGUAUUCCUAGCACUAUAGUGUUCCUUUAAGCAGCUCUAUACCAUUACGUGUCCUGUGGCACUCUCUGGUAAGCUGGUCUGGUGUUUCCCAGCUGUGAUUGGCAUUACCACAGCUUUAACCAGCCAUAACAGAGGAAUAGAUUGGUUUCUAAACACUGAACGUCUCACUCCUUGUAUUAUGAUAGCACAUUGGUUUUAUUUCACUCUGAUAAUCAUUUUACUAGAUCACAGCUAUUUUAAAAUAAAUCUGUCAUCGAUGCUGGCUGUGUAGCUAGUUACCCUGUUUUUAUUACUAUAUCAUGUCUGAGCGUUGCUAAUGACAGUGCUUCAUCGGUAGACCACAGACACAGAAUGCUCUAUAUAUAAGGAAGUGCCUGGAACAGUCUGAGGUUCACAAUGACUCUUCAAACAAGACACAAGUAAGUCGAUCUUCAAGAUGUGCAUGGAGGAGGAGGGGGGGGGGGCAAAAAGAAACAUCUGGGUCUCCUAACAGGUUUACCUAUGAUGUUAAUGUAGAGGAUUGUUUUGUGAUUCUUAGCUGUUCACUAGAGACUCCCCAUGGUAUCCCUGUACUUCUUAAAGGACUGGAUCCAAACGGUUUUGAUACAUAUAUAUUUAUAAUUAAUUAUUCAUCUCUUUGUUUCUUCAACCAGCUAAUUCAAAGACUUUAAAGCAGGUGCGUCAGAUGGAACCUGCAAAUUGUAAGCUACGUUUAAACCAAAAUAGCUAAAACGGAAACGUACCAAUCCAGCUGAUUUCCAACCCAUUAUUUCACAAUUUAUUUUCAGUUUGCAAUUCUGCUGCCAAGUGUCUACUUUUUUAGGGCAGAUUAAUGAAAUGGUUAUUAUUAAUUACUGUUUAUUUCAAUAAGUAUCAUAAACUCCUGUGGUUAAAUCAGGUGUUAAAUAGAUUUGAAACCCUUCUCCUUCCUGGAACUCUUCUCUGCAUUGCUCCCCUCGCUUCCUUUCCUCUGGCAUUCCAUCUAUUAUUCCUGGAGAUUUUAAUAGCUCUGGAGAUGCACCAACUAAAUUCCUCUCUAAAACCUCCUCAAAGGGACUCAUAGACUGGUCCAAUUUCCCUACUUAUCAAGUUGGCAACACUUUAGAUCUUACCUUCUUACCUCUCUCUGAUGGCCACCUCCUAAGCGGCAGUUGUUUCCAGCCCAACCACCCUUACGUCACGUGCCACAUCUUGACUGAAUGGAUACAUGACAUCCCUUGAUCUCCUGUGACUUUCUAUCAACAUCCAGCUUCUCCCCUCUCAGAUGUCCAAUGUCCUUCUAAACUAGUAACUACUCUCUACAACUCUACCCUCUCAAGUACCCUAGAUAAACUAUGUCCUAACACUGUCCUCCCUGUCCGUCAAUACAAAUUCCAAUACUGGCAUACCAAUUCCACCUGAUACCUCCAGAGAUUCUCGAGGAAAGUCACUGAAGGAAGUCUCACAGUAUGGCUGACUACCUGCACUACAAAUUUCUGUUGAAUUCCUACACCUGCACCCUCUAUGGCCAAACAAACAGACUUGACCUCACUCAUGUCCACCUUCUCCCAUGACCCCCAAAUGCCUCUUUCAUACUUCUAAUUCACACAUGCACCUAACACUGCCUCCCGUAUCUCACGGCUGUCAAUUUUGCAUCCUACCUCACUGAUCAGAUUGACAACAACAGAAAAUAAGUUUGCUUCUCCUGUCAAUUGUCCUAUUCUCUUCCUGGCUUCCUCCACAGAUAGUAUCUUCCUUCUAUGUGCACUAUUUCUGCACUUAUGCCCAGGACCGGCCUUGGAGGUGUACAAGCUUUGUGUCUUUGUGUCAGCUCCUCCAUGUGUCUAAUUUCCUUUCCCCCCCCCAUGUGUCUCCUUUCCUUCUCCCAGCCCCUCCACGAGUCUUAUUCUCUCCCUCUUAGCUACUCCAUGGCACAUUUCCUCACUCCUACCCCAGCCCCUCCAUUUGUCUAAUUUCUCCACCUCUCAAUUUGCCUCAUUUCCUCUCACCUCCCAUCGAGCCUUCAUUAACCAACUUUGUCCCCCACUCUGCCAUCAUUAACCCCCCUUACUAUCAAUCCAGCCCUCAUUAUCCCCCCUCACCACACAUCCAGCCCUCACUCCAUCUCUCACCCCCAUCCAGCCCUCAUUAACCCCCUCACCCCAUCCAGCCCUCAUUAACUCCCUCACCCACAUCCAGCCAUCAUAAACUCCUCAUUAACCCCUUCAUCCUCCUUCCAGUCCUCAUUAACCCCCUCAUCCUCCAUCCAGCCCUCAUUAACCCCCCAUUGACCCAAUCUAACCCUCAUUAGCCCUCUUCACCCUCCCAUCCAAGCCCUCUCUCUCACCACCAUCCAGCCCUUAAUCCCUCUCUCACCACCCCUUUCAUCCCUCAUAAAGCCCCCUCACUCCCCCCCAUCCAGAACUCAAUCCCUCUGUCCCCACUCUUCCCCUGUACCUUAUGUCUGUGUGUAGCGUGGUCGAGCGGUACCCAGUCUAACAGGAAGUGCUCUCUCAGUAAGCAGUUCCUGUCAGCCGUGCUGCUCGGCCAAGCUACACACAGAGAGACCAGCAGGAGGGGAGCAGCACAGCGCUCCCCUCCCGCCGGUCACCCAGCACCUGCGGCCCUGAAGUUGUGGUGGCCCACAGUUACAGGGGUUGCCGUUGUGGCCGGGCCCCCUGGAGUGACGGCCCCGGUCACAGUUGCGACCCCUGCGACUGUAGUAGGUACGCCACGGUAUCCAGGUACAUUGCCAUGGCAUGCUAUUUGACUCUGACUCUCCUUCACCCCUUGCAUAAAAUAUAUCACCAAAUCCUGUCCCUUUUACCUUAAAAACAUUUCUUGUCUUCUCUCUAUUCUCACGCAGUACGCAGGUAAGUGUCACGUAUUCAUCCGCUUAUAAAAAUGUGGUUAAUGGCAUUUACUGUCCACACAUGAAAAGUUGUGCCGAGCAGCAACCAAAUCCACAGAAGGGUUAAUGCUGAGCAGCCAUUAUGCAAAUGGAAACCUGGUAACUGCCUUUUGGGUCAAAGGCUGGUUACAGCCUAUCAGAUCUAGAGGAGGGGUAUUUAGGCCCAGUUCUCAGCCUGCUCAGUGCCCUGUCGUGGUUUCCCUUGUGGUUUUCCAAGAGCGCGUUAUUGAUUCUGGUAAUUCUGGUUAUUUGACUUUGGCAUUGUUUUUGACUUCCCUGUUUUCUGGAUCCCUGACUCCUGGCUUUUUCUUAUCGUUGUGUCUCUUUCUGUUUCCCUUGACCUCGGCUAUUCCUGACUAUUCUUUGGUACGUUAGUCCGGCCACUCUAAGGUCCGGUAUACGUUACCUAUCAGUCCUCUGUGUUACACAAUUCUACGUGCUUCAUCAUUGUGUAAUCCUGACAGUAAGACACUUGUCCAUGCUCUCUUUGUUUUCCACUUGCUGGCCUGAAAAGUGCGCAGAUUACUCCUUUACAGUCCAUAAUGAAUGCAUUGGCCAGACUCAUCUACCUUACAUCCUGCAACUCUCACAUAUUACGUCCCUGUGGGCCUCUACACCGGCUUCCUGUGCAAUUUAGGAUACGGUUCAAAAUUCUCACGCUUACUUUCAAAGCUCUCCAUAACAGUGUCUCCUCAAUCAUUAGCAGCAUGGCCUCUUCUCUCCACUGACGACCAAUUACUGACCCGUUCUUGCACUUGUACCCCAGACUCUCAUCUGCAGGACUUCUCUAGGGUUUCCUUCAGCUUAUUGAAUGACCCUUUUCUGCAGUCCUUCAAAAAAAAUGCUUAAAAACACAUUACUUUAAGUAUACCAACUCUCUGCCAUCUCCCCCCUACAGUGCUCCCUCCACCCUCCCAUGCACUUUAUCUCUCAGUAAAUAUAGAUCACUUCUUUCCCUUUGAGUAUUUCUCGAUCAUCUUUUUAGAUUGAAAGCUCAUCAUCUACUGUUUCAGUAUGUCAAUCAUGUUUUGUUAGAAUUUAGUGUUUGUCUUGUUUACCUAUUGUACAGUGCUACAGAAUAUGUUGGUGCUGUAUCAAUUAUUGUAAUAGUAAUUGUGUGUAUUUGUGUGUACAUGAAUGUCUAUUAGUGUGUACCUCUAUGUAUGUGGCAAUUUGAGAACUCACUGAAGAACCUGUAUUUUCUGAAAUGUAAUCCAAAAUGCAGAAACUUUAUGGACUAAUAUGUUUUAAUCCAUACAUAUUAAUGACAGUUUGCGUUUUAAUGAUGGACAGACUGACAGAGAGGUCAGAUACAGCCUAGAGAAUCUUUUUAGGUAGGGCCGUAUCUGGCUUUGUGUGCUCAGUGAGCCUGUGUAUAUCUGACAGUAAGCUCCUCUAUUCACAGACUCCUGGUUGGGAUUGUAGUGCUGAGCUUAUUCCCAUCACUAAUGGGUGAGUAAAAGGUUAAUGGGAACUAAUUUUAGAACAGACGCAUUUACUAUAUUUCUAAGAAAUCUUUGCCCCUUUAUAUGUAUAUAUACUUUCUCCUCAUUCCAUAUAUAUACUAUAACCCAAACCCAAAUGGACCAGCACUCUGCUCUGUUAGGAAUGUGUUGUGGGUCUAGAUGAAUAUAGGAACAUUAUAGGGUUAGGAACACAAACAUGUAUUCCUGAUCCUAUAGUGUUUAAAACACCACCUAUCCUCCCUGGCUCCCCCUUGCCUUCCGAAAUAUAGUAAAAUCUUACUUGUAUUUAAGUCUGUAGCUGCUGGCUCUGCCCCUGUCUCCCUCUGAUCUGCUCCUGUCUGCCAUCAUCAGAAAUGGUGGUCUGAGCCAAUCACAAUGCUUCUCCAUAGGAUUGGCUGAGACUUUCAAGGAGGCAGAUCAGGGGCAGAGCCAGCAUGAUUCAAACACAGCCCUGGCCAAUCAGCAUCUCCAUAGGAGCCAAUCAACAUAGGAAAGUUCAGUGUCUGCAUGCAGAGGGUGGAGACACUGAAUGUCAGUCACACUGUGCAGCAUUGCCCCAGGAAGCACCUCUACUGGAGUGGCCAGUGGAGGUAUCCCUAGGCUGUAAUGUAAACACUGCAUUUUCUCUGAAACAAACAGUGUUUACCGCAAAAAGCCUGAAGGGAAUGAUUAUACUCACCAGAACAAAUACAGUAAGCUGUAUAAUGUACAUUAAGCUGUAUACUCUACAAUAAGCUGUAUGCUAUGCAAUAAGCUGUAUACAAUACAAUAAGCUGUAUAAUGUACAUUAAGCUGUAUACUGUACAAUAAGCUGUAUACUAUGCAAUAAGCUGUAGUUGUUCUGGUGACUAUAGUGUCCCUUUAGACAUACACAGUAUAAAUAUCCAACGUAUAUCUCAUUCGCUGACGUUUCAAUGGAUUUCUCUCUUUAUUCAAUCAAACAAGGUUAAAACAGCAGUGUCAAUGUUUCAGUUCUGAUCGGAACUUUCUUCAGGACCUCAGGAUUUUCAGAAUGUUCCGACAGAAAUCCUGACUCUGCUGUUUUAAGAUUGGUUGAUAGAAUAAAGGAAUAAACCCAUGUUAAAGUCUGCAAGUGAGAUAUAUUCACAGUCAAACCCUUGUAUGCACAUUCUUCUUAUAUGUACAUUCAAUCUCUAGCCUUUAUAUAUACAUUCCUUAUUACCCUCAUUUAUAUAUAUAUACACACACACACACAAUCCCUUCCCUGGCCUUUAUGUAUACAUACCCCUUAUGUAUGCAUACCCUUAUUUUGUUUUUUCCCUAACAGCAGCCAUGGAUCCAGGUGAAGACGAUGAAGACAGUGGAAGAUCCAAUGGCUUGUCUGGUCAGUGACUGUAAUAAUGACACAUUAUCAAUAAUAGUUUAAUUAACAUUAUCCAUCCCUAUUCAGAAUAAACAUAUUAAUUACUAGAGAGUCGGUCCUGGUAUUCUCCCAUAAUUCAUAAAAUCUGGCAAAAUAACAGAGAGAAGGAAUGCACCAGCAAGGGGACAGUUUUUAAAAUACAGAUACCAAGAGAUGUGUGCUAAGUAUAUCCCAAACAUAAAACACGACAUGUCACACGUGGGCCAAACAUCUGUCCUCGGCAGCCAUUACGAUCAUAUCAAAUGCUGAUCACGGUGCAAAGUGACCUGUACAUUAAUUGUCCAUUAAAAUGCAUCGGGCUUAAUCUCUUUAACUCUGAUAGUGUUAAGGUUAAAAUAAAUAAAAAUAUCAAUAUUUAUUCUAUUGAAUUGUAUACUAGAAAUGUUUGUUUGUUUUUUGCUGAAACAUUAUACAGAUGAUUAUUUUUUUAACCAUUUAAUUGUCUUCAUUGUUUGCAUUAAUAUAACUAUGUAUGCCAAGGUGUAAUCUGAUAAAGUAAAAUUGAAGAAGUUGCGCUUAAAUAUUAAUUACAGUAACAACAUAAUAAUUGGGCUUCCUUCAUUUGAGAUAUCCACCUUUUAUAUUUACUGAUAGACUUUGCAUGGUAUUUGGUUAGUCACUUCGUCUGAAAAUAAAACGUAGUUUGUGUAGUCUGAUAGUCAUCCAUGUGGGUGACUUGGCUUGUCUGAAUAUUGAUCAAAAAAGACAUAAAAAUUGUCCAAUUAGUACUUUAUACUGCAAAAUAGAUACAUAAUAGUAUAGCAUGUAUCUAUUUUUUCUUUCUACAGAGCAUCCAAAUUAACUUCCAGACUAAUUUCUAAUUCUUGGCCAAGGCAGACACAUUAGAAAAAUGUUCCAAGUCAUAGUUUAGUGAAUGAGUUCUAAAACCUCUAAUACGAGGUCAGAACUGAUUGGGUAGAAUCACACCCCUCUAAAGGGGCAGAUUAAAUUAAGUAAAGGGAAAGAUAAUUCAUGCUAAUUGGGUCAGUGAUACAGCCACCAAAUUAUAUAAUCUAUAUAAUACCGAACUAAAACAAAGUUUCUGAAUUCUCACUGGUCACUAGAAAUGACACCUUUGUCCAGACAGUGACAUUUUUUUAAAAAUAAAUCUUUAUCUAUAGAACAUUGUGUCACCCAAGACAAGCAACAAAACCAGGAAUGUAAUCACCUUUGUAGCAAUUAAAAUGCAAAACUCUAACACUGUAAAAAACAAAAACAAACUAACACUUAAAGAAAACUGUAACACUAACAAAACUAACGAGGCAACUACCACUCUGCAGGACACUCUGUCAUUUAUCCUGUCCAUUCUCCUGUCUCCCUUCCUUAUUGUUUACUAAAAUAAACUGUAACACUGUAAAAUAAAAACUAAAUCUGUAAAAUAAAACUAUAACACUAAAAAAUAAACUGUAACACUGUAAAAGAAAAUGUAACAAUGUAAGAAUAAUAAUAUUAAUACUAUAACUUUGUAUUGAUUUAUUUUAGUGAAGAAGAUUCAGGUUUAUUGAACUAUAAUUAUCUGUUCCUUUUACUUUCUCUGUACUGCCUCUCUUUGUUGCGCUCUCUCUCUCUCUCUGUGUCUCUGUUGCUCUCUCUCUCUCUUGCUCUCUCUCUAUUGCUCUCUCUCUCUCUCUUUGUUGCUCUCUCUCUCUUUGUUGCUCUCUCUCUCUCUUUGUUGCUCUCUCUCUCUCUGUUGCUCUCUCUCUCUUUGUUGCUCUCUCUCUCUGUCUCUGUUGCUCUCUCUCUGUCUUUGUUGCUCUCUAUCUCUCUCUUUGUUGCUCUCUCUCUCUCUCUCUCUUUGUUGCUCUCUCUCUCUGUCUCUGUUGCUCUCUCUCUCUGUUUCUCUCUCUCUUUGUUGCUCUCUCUCUCUCUCUGUUGCUCUCUCUCUCUGUUGCUCUCUCUCUCUCUCGGCUCUCUCUCUCUCUUGUUGCUCUCUCUCUCUGUCUCUGUUGCUCUCUCUCUGUUGCUCUCUCUCUCUCUCUUUGUUGCUCUCUCUCUGUCUGUUGCUCUCUCUCUCUCUGUCUCUCUCUCUCUUUGUUGCUCUCUCUCUCUGUCUCUGUUGCUCUCUCUCUCUGUUUCUCUCUCUCUUUGUUGCUCUCUCUCUGUCUCUGUUGCUCUCUCUCUCUCUGUUGCUCUCUCUCUCUCUCGCUCUCUCUCUCUUUGUUGCUCUCUCUCUCUGUGUUGCUCUCUCUCUCUGUUGCUCUCUCUCUCUCUUUGUUUGCUCUCUCUCUCUCUGUUGCUCUCUCUCUCUCUCUCUCUCUCUUUCUGUUGCUCUCUCUCUCUUUGUUGCUCUCGCUCUCUGUCUCUGUUGCUCUCUCUCUCUGUUGCUCUCUCCCUCUCUCUCUUUGUUGCUCUCUCUCUCUCUGUCUCUGUUGCUCUCUCUCUCUCUCUCUGUUGCUCUCUCUCUCUUUGUUGCUCUCUCUCUCUCUUUGUUGCUCUCUCUCUCUCUCUCUGUCGCUCUCUCUGUCUCUUUCGCUCGCUCUCUCUCUCUGUUGCUCUCUCUCUCUCUUUGUUGCUCUCUCUCUCUCUCUUUGUUGCUCCCUCUCUCUCUCUCUUUCAAGGUUAUCACUGAAGUGAGACUUCAAUUCACUUCAAAUUUAAAGUCAAAACAGUCAAACUGGAAAAAAUCUCUACGUCACCUGCUUCCAAUUCAGUAACAUUGAAUUCUUACUUUAGUGAAUAACUCAGUUUGUGUUUCUCUCUGAUUGUGUUUCUCUCUGAUUGUGUUUCUCUCUGAUUGUGUUAUUUUGUUUGUGUUGCUCUCUGUGUUUCUCUCCCUUUGUGUGUUUCUCCCUUUGUGUGUUUCUCUCUCAUUGUGUGUUUCUCUCUGUGUUUCUCUCUGAUUGUGUUUUGUUCUGUUUGUGUUUCUCUCUCUUUGUGUGUUUCUCUCGUUGUGUGUUUCUCUCUCUUUGUGUGUUUCUCUCCCUUUGUGUGUUUCUCCCUUUGUGUGUUUCUCUCUCUUUGUGUGUUUCUCUCUGUUUUCUCUCUGUUUGUGUUUCUCUCUUUGUGUGUUUCUCUCUGUUUGUGUUUCUCUCUGUUUGUGUUUCUCUCUUUGUGUGUUUCUCUCUGAUUGUGUUUCUCUCUUUGUGUGUUUCUCUCUGUUUGUGUUUCUCUCUGUUUGUGUUGCUCUCUGUGUUUCUCUCUCUUUGUGUGUUUCUCCCUUUGUGUGUUUCUCUCUGUGUUUCUCUCUGAUUGUGUUUUGUUCUGUUUGUGUUUCUCUCUGUUUGUGUUUCUCUCUGUUUGUGUUUCUCUCUGUUUGUGUUUCUCUCUUUGUGUGUUUCUCUCUCUUUGUGUGUUUCUCUCUCUGUGUGUUUCUCUCUCAUUGUGUGUUUCUCUCUUUGUGUGUUUCUCUCUCUUUGUGUGUUUCUCUCUCUGUGUGUUUCUCUCUCAUUGUGUGUUUCUCUCUUUGUGUGUUUCUCUCUCUUUGUGUGUUUCUCUCUCUUUGUGUUUCUCUCUCUUUGUGUGUUUCUCUCUGUUUGUGUUUCUCUCUGUUUGUGUUUCUCUCUGUUUGUGUUUCUCUCUUUGUGUGUUUCUCUCUCUUUGUGUGUUUCUCUCUCUUUGUGUGUUUCUCUCUCUGUGUGUUUCUCUCUCAUUGUGUGUUUCUCUCUGUUUGUGUUUCUCUCUGUUUGUGUUUCUCUCUGUUUGUGUUUCUCUCUGAUUGUGUUUCUCUGAUUGAAUUUUUCUCUCUCUUUGUGUGUUUCUCUCUUUGUGUGUGUGUCUCUCUCUCUCGCUUUUUGUGUCACUCUCUGUAUCUCCCUCUCAUUGUAUUAAGUAACAGUCCAGCCUGGCCCUGUCCUCAAAUUCUUUAACUGAUAUAUUUGGUGUUAGAUCCUACAGAUAAUGAAAGUGGUUCUGGAUCUGAAGAAACCUCAAGUGAGUAAACACAAGAUUUAAUUCCAAGUUAGCUUCAUACAUUUUUCUGUUUGUUUGUUUUUUUUCUGAUUCAUACUUCUGGAAUCUGAGUGUAUUUAUAACAUAAAAGAAUGCUAACAUUGUUUCCUUUAACCCUUUUCUGCAUUAUAGCAUUGCGUGUACUGUCACUUUAACACCAUAAAGACACACAAUGGUGACAGUUACCGGACAAUACUUUGUCCUAACUAAACAUAUCAUAGUAUAAUAUAAAUAUCAAAUUAAAGAAAAUGAAUUCUACAAAAUGUCCGAUCCAGCAUCACUCGAUUACUCUUAUUCAAUUUAUAUGCAUCGUUAGUGCUUCAUAACAUUAUAUUGUUAUUGCCCUAAAUUGUUAGAGGGGUGUCUUGGAUUCCAGAGCCCCGCUGAUGAGCUUUCUCCCUCUCCAAUGCAAUAUGUACCCUGACACAAAAGAAAACCGAACAUCACAUCAUUUGUUUUACAGAAACAAACCAUACAAAAAAUGCAAAUAUUUUAACCAUUUAGUAGAUUAUAACCCAAGAAAAACCUGCAUUUAAUGUUUUGGAGGGUGGACUUAGCAAAAAAUUAUAUUAAAUUAUAUUUCAUUAUAUUAAAAGUUUAUAUUAACAGCAACACUAGAUGGUGCAGCUAUGACAAACCCUCUCCUUUUUGUCCAGAAAAGAGGGAGAGAAAAGAGGAAUAGAGUGAGUUGUGCUGGAAAUAGGGACUGUCCCUUUUAAAUAGGGACACUUGGUACAUGUGGGACAAACAAACUUACGUUAUAUCUACAGAUGACACAUAUUUUCAGAGUGGUUCGGCUCUUUAUCAAUGAAUAAUAGAAAUGAUGGUUAUGUUUCCUAACUAGGUGAUCGUUUUCUAAAAGACAGCUGUGAGUAUUAAUUAUAUUUGUUGGCUUUGCGAGACUAACAACCUUGUUAAGGAUUUAUACACUCCUGGCAUUAUGUACUAAAAGGGAGAAUUCAAACAGAAUUUAAAUUUCAUGCCAGAGUAGCUGACCUGCAAGCAUUGCUGACUUAAAGAAUAGUGAUGUCCCGAACUGUUCGCCGAACGGUUCGCGAACGGUUCGCCACGAACAGUUCGCCACGGACUCAUCAUUGAGUAAACUUUGACCCUGUACCUCACAGUCAGCAGACACAUUCCAGCCAAUCAGCAGCAGACCCUCCCAGACCCUCCCACCUCCUGGACAGCAUCCAUUUUGAAUGCUGCUUCACUGUGAGCUGUCCAGGAGGUGGGAGGGUCUGCUGCUGAUUGGCUGGAAUGUGUCUGCUGACUGUGAGGUACAGGGUCAAAGUUUACUCAAUGAUGAGUCCGUGGCGAACCGUUCGUGGCAAACCGUUCGGCGAACAGUUCGGGACAUCACUAUUAAAGAAUUUUUCCAAGUCCCUUAUUUUGACCUUAAAUUUAAAAUUAACAUUGAAUUUACUGUGAAUUCUCACUUUACAAAACAAACCCUAAAAAGUGAAUUUUAAUGAAAUUACACCUGAAUUGCAAGAACAUCACAAGAUUGAGUCCUAAAUAAACAAUCUGGGAAAUGGAAUCACUGUUUGGUCAGCCGAUAUUUACAAAUGUCUAGAUAUAGGUAAAUGAAUAUAAACCUCUAAUCUGGUUUGGUUUGCAGUAAUAAAGAAUCAGCUCUUAAUGCCACAUUCCACACUGGAAUCAUGGAGAUAUUCAGGUUAAUUACCAAAGUGAAUUCAAAGUAAAUUUCAAAUUCAAAGCCAAAUUCAGCAAACUGAAAACAGAACUGGCCCUGAGAUUUGUUUAAUUUCAGCAAUUUUGGCUUUAAAUUUGAAAUUCACCUUGAAUUCCAAACAAUUCUAACUUAGUAAAUAACCCUGCUGGUGUGUUUGAGAAAUAUGUCUUUAGUUAUCCUCCAUUAUUAACAGGUCUAAUCACAGUCAAAUACCCCUUGUCCCACGCCAUUAUCUCCAUUUAUCACAGCAGUCUUCACGUUUUAAUUUAUUUCCAACGAAGAUGCUUAGUUUACCAACACUGUUUGACAGCUGUGUCUGUACUCUAUACAGCUGCCUCUCUGCUUAAUAUUUUCACUUCCCUUACCCAAACCUCUGAUCUACUGCCUGUGAGAAUGACGUUUCUCUGCGCCAUUUUAUUAUAGAAACAUAGAAUGUGACGGCAGAUAAGAACCAUUCGGCCCAUCUAGUCUGCCCAAUUUUCUAAAUACUUUCAUUAGUCCCUGGCCUUAUCUUAUAGUUAGGAUAGCCUUAUGCCUAUCACACGCAUGCUUAAACUCCGUUACUGUGUUAACCUCUACCACUUCUGCUGGAAGGCUAUUCCAUGCAUCCUCAGUAAAGUAAUACUUCCUGAUAUUAUUUUUAAACCUUUGUCCCUCUAAUUUAAGACUAUGUCCUCUUGUUGUGGUAGUUUUUCUUCUUUUAAAUAUAGUCUCCUCCUUUACUGUGUUGAUUCCCUUUAUAUAUUUAAAUGUUUCUAUCAUAUCCCCCCUGUCUCGUCUUUCCUCCAAGCUAUACAUGUUAAGAUCCUUUAACCUUUCCUGGUAAGUUUUAUCCCGCAAUCCAUGAACCAGAUUAGUAGCCCUUCUCUGAACCCUCUCUAAGGUAUCAAUAUCCUUCUGAAGAUACGGUCUCCAGUACUGUGUACAAUACUCCAAGUGAGGUCUCACCAGUGUUCUGUACAAUGGCAUGAGCACUUACCUCUUUCUACUGCUAAUACCUCUCCCUAUACAACCAAGCAUUCUGCUAGCAUCUCCUGCUGCUCUAUUACAUUGUCUGCCUACCUUUAAGUCAUCAGAAGUAAUUACCCCUAAACCCCUUUCCUCAGAUGUUGAGGUUAGGACUCUAUUAUGAUACAGUAAUUAUACACUGAGCCUAGCAGCAUGGACAUAGGAUGCAAAUGUUUGGUUCUUCAAACGAAGAUCUACAAAAAUAUUCAGUAAAUUGCCUGGUGUAAAGAUAUUAAGCAGUAAGAUACAUUUCUGAUGAUGUCUCACAUUGAAAUGGCCCAGUGCGUUGUUAGCCUGUGAAUUAAUUAUUUUUUUAUAAUUGUUUUAAUUUGUGUUUUCUGUUACAGCUGUGAUGAAUAAUUCAGCCAUUAAAUAUGGUGAGUUGGACUGAUUUACCUGUGUAAAUCCUCUGUGGGUAUAAUACAAUGAAAUGACUGACUUUCUACUCUAUUAUUAACAACACUGACAAAAAUUAGAUCACUUUUUAAUCAACAAAAAAAAUCUAUCUGAAUUAAUACAAAUAAGGUAAAAGAAAUGUUUAACACUUUUAACUCUCGAGUAUGCAUUUAGCUCUCUGUUGCAACCAACUGUGUGCCAUAUUAUAAUUAUUAUGAUUUAUAAAUUGCCAACAAAUUCUGCAGUGCUGUAAAAUAAGAGGACUAACGGACACGUAUUUGUAACUAGACGAGUUGGACACACAGAAACAGAGGGGUGAAGUGCCCUGCUAAAUAAGGGUACAUUCUAGAGGGAGUGGGGUAUAGUGACACAGUAACAGAGGGAUUGAGGCCCUGCUCAGUGAGUUUACAUGUUAGAGGGAGUGGGGUAUAGUGACAGUAACAGAGGGAUUGAGGGCCUGCUCAGUGAGUUUACAUGUUAGAGGGAGUGGGGUAUAGUGACACAGUAACAGAGGGAUUGAGGUCCCUGCUCAGUGAGUUUACAUGUUAGAGGGAGUGGGGUAUAGUGACACAGUAACAGAGGGAUUGAGGGCCCUGCUCAGUGAGUUUACAUGUUAGAGGGAGUGGGGUAUAGUGACACAGUAACAGAGGAUUGAGGGCCUGCUCAGUGAACAUGUUAGCAUGCCUGCUCAGUGAGUUUACAUGUAGAGGGAGUGGGGUAUAGUGACACAGUAACAGAGGGAUUGAGGGCCUGCUCAGUGAGUUUACAUGUUAGAGGGAGUGGGGUAUAGUGACACAGUAACAGAGGGAUUGAGGGCCUGCUCAGUGAGCUUACAUGUUAGAGGGAGUGGGGUAUAGUGACACAGUAACAGAGGGAUUGAGGGCCUGCUCAGUGAGUUACAUGUUAGAGGGAGUGGGGUAUAGUGACACAGUAACAGAGGGAUUGAGGCCCUGCUCAGUGAGUUUACAUGUUAGAGGGAGUGGGGUAUAGUGACACAGUAACAGAGGGAUUGAGGGGCCUGCUCAGUGAGUUUACAUGUUAGAGGGAGUGGGGUAUAGUGACACAGUAACAGAGGGAUUGAGGGCCCUGCUCAGUGAGUUUACAUGUUAGAGGGAGUGGGGUAUAGUGACACAGUAACAGAGGGAUUGAGGGCCUGCUCAGUGAGUUUACAUGUUAGAUGGAGUGGGGUAUAGUGACACAGUAACAGAGGGAUUGAGGGCCUGCUCAGUGAGUUUACAUGUUAGAGGGAGUGGGGUAUAGUGACACAGUAACAGAGGGAUUGAGGGCCCUGCUCAGUGAGUUUACAUGUUAGAGGGAGUGGGGUAUAGUGACACAGUAACAGAGGGAUUGAGGGCCUGCUCAGUGAGUUUACAUGUUAGAGGGAGUGGGGUAUAGUGACACAGUAACAGAGGGAUUGAGGGCCCUGCUCAGUGAGUUUACAUGUUAGAGGGAGUGGGGUAUAGUGACACAGUAACAGAGGGAUUGAGGGCCUGCUCAGUGAGUUUACAUGUUAGAGGGAGUGGGGUAUAGUGACACAGUAACAGAGGGAUUGAGGGCCCUGCUCAGUGAGUUUACAUGUUAGAGGGAGUGGGGUAUAGUGACACAGUAACAGAGGGAUUGAGGGCCCUGCUCAGUGAGUUUACAUGUUAGAGGAGUGGGGUAUAGUGACACAGUAACAGAGGGAUUGAGGGCCUGCUCAGUGAGUUUACAUGUUAGAGGGAGUGGGGUAUAGUGACACAGUAACAGAGGGAUUGAGGGCCCUGCUCAGUGAGUUUACAUGUUAGAGGGAGUGGGGUAUAGUGACACAGUAACAGAGGGAUUGAGGGCCUGCUCAGUGAGUUUACAUGUUAGAGGGAGUGGGGUAUAGUGACACAGUAACAGAGGGAUUGAGGGCCCUGCUCAGUGAGUUUACAUGUUAGAGGGAGUGGGGUAUAGUGACACAGUAACAGAAGGAUUGAGGGCCCUGCUCAGUGAGGUUACAUGUUAGAGGGAGUGGGGUAUAGUGACACAGUAACAGAGGGACUGAGGGCCUGCUCAGUGAGUUUACAUGUUAGAGGGAGUGGGGUAUAGUGACAGUAACAGAGGGAUUGAGGGCCCUGCUCAGUGAGUUUACAUGUUAGAGGGAGUGGAGUAUAGUGACACAGUAACAGAGGGAUUGAGGGCCCUGCUCAAUCAACGUACAUUCUAGAGGGAGGGGGUAUAGUGAUUUAAGUGAAAAGGAUAGGAUGUGUUUUAUGUAUGGGAAAAGUAGGUUACUAGAAUAGUUUACAGUCGAGGGUUAGUUUAUUAGAUAACGCAGUUGCAGGAGAGGAAGCAGGAUGGGUUACCAACAUGGCGGAAAAUCUAUUGACCAUUUAAUUGAUAUUCUUUCCUGAAGAAGUGAGUUUUCAAUGAUUUUUUGAAGGAGUGGAGACUGGGUGAGAGUUUAACAGAGAAGGUAAGGGAGUUCCACAGGACCGGUCCAGCUCUAGAGAAGUCUUGAAGGUGGGCAUCAGAGGUGGGAGUACAAACAGGGGAUAGUCUUAGAUGAUACAAACUAAUCAUAAAUAAUAUAUUUUUUAAAAAUGAUGCAUAAAAAUAUACUUGAUAGAUAAAUAUAUUUUUAGUGCAUCAAUUUAUAUUUAUUAUCAACAUUUUAAUCUAAAAUCCAAUAAGUCAACAAACAUGUCAACAUGGACAUUUGUUUUGGCCUCAUUUUGUGUUCCUUGAUCCCCCUUUAGGAUCAGUAAGCAGGUAGUCCAAGACUUCAUUACCCUUAGACGUGGACUACCUGCUUAGUGAGUUCCAGAUAAUAAUCAAACAAGUCCAGAAUGACAUUUGUCUUUGUGAGAGUAUUAGACCAACAUACUGCUGGAUAUUUCCCCCUCCUCGACGUCCUGGGGCUGAUAGUUAUAUGCUGUCUGUUCUCACUUGAAACAUUUAGACCAGGCUAUUAGUCAUGACGUGUGUUUUGAUGUGCUGCUUCUUAUGUUUCUAAAUUAAAUUAAAAUUGACUUUACUUAGAUGUCAAUGAUUGGAAUCUCCUUAAAGGUAUAUAUUUAAAUUACUGUGAUACUACGGAAAACAAAUAAAAAGGUGAAAAAGUCUACUAUAUAAAGUUUUUUUAAUGCUGUACUUUUUAAUUACUAGUGAUUUAAUACAUUUAAAUAGAAAGAGACAGUAAAUCUGAACAGAGGAAACAUUUGUUUUGUUAAGGUUUGUUAAUUUUAAAAUUUUGUUCCGUCCAAAAUUCAAAAAUAUCCAAAAAUGUUGUUCAUUUUUAAAAGGGCUUUUUUAAAUUUUGAUCUUUCAGUUUUUUAGUAGAUAUCGUCCCUAUCUGUUAUCCUGAUCAGAAUUAAUGGAAAUUAAUUAACUCCAUUUGUUACGGAUCCAGUUGUUUUCAUUUUCCAUUGAUUUGGAAAUUCCGACACUUCUGAGUUGUGGGCCAAAAUGUGGAUAGAAUUCAAUUCAGAACAAAAGAAACUGCACGUCUAAUCGUGAAUGACGUCUUGCGAAUUGCGAAUUGCUGUGUUUGAUUGUUAAUCCGUGUCUGAUAUGGACAAAACCAGUACUAAGCAGUUUCACUCUAUGUGCAUGUUAUGUUUCUGGGCAACAAAUAUUUACAGGGCCCUUUAAUCCCCUGCUAUAUAACUUGAUGGUCUUAUUUAUGACGCAUAGUAUAAUAUACUUGAUUAUUAUUAUUAUUAUUAUUACUAAUAUUAUAUUUGUUUUGAUAAUUUUUAAUAUUUAAAUAAAUUUACCUACAUUUAUGUAAAUGUAUAAUAAUAAAAUAUUGCUCAUACAUCACCUUUCUUUGACGUUUUCUCUUUUUCUUGAUCAGUUGAAGGUAUAUUCUUAACAAGCUUGGUUACGUUGAGUUUCUGCAUAUUUAAUGUAUUAGGUGAGUAUAAAUCCUUUUUUUUUUUUUUUUCAGGUUGUCCUGUUUUGUAAUUGUUUACAAACCAUACAUGCAUUGGGUGGUUACACACAGCUUGUGGAACACACAGUAAUGACUUUUUCAUUGUUUCAUGGUAAAGCACCGGACAUGAAUUUCUGGGAUCAUAUAGUACUAGUUCCCCGUCAGUCUCCCAUCGACAUGGUGUUUGAGAAGUAAAUCAAGUUAAAGUAUUUUCUGUCUACCAGAAAAGUUUUGAUCAAAUCAAAAAAUAGGUUCAGUCUCCCUGAUCAAUAGGUGGGCUUUAGUGGGUUAUGGUCGAAUUAAGUAGAGCCACCCAAAAAGACCCACCUUGGGAAGAGUUUAGUUCAUCUGAAGCCCUGCCGCCAACCAAGAGGUUGUAUCAAAGAUCGUAUAAACCACGUACAUGCACUCUCUCAUUACACAAAGAAGGAUCAUGUACUUAUGUUUCCAACUUGACUGUUAGGUUAGUGUUGGAGGUGACACCCGUCAUUGUCUACAUUUUAAACCUAAUUUCUCAAAUAUUCCUGAGAUUCAUAAUUUUGUGCUCUUUUUAGAUGUUUGCAUUUUGGAGACUGGAAUCCAUAACUGUUUUUCAUUUUUUUUUCUUCUAGGUCCAUAA
This is a messenger RNA of Pelobates cultripes (western spadefoot toad), 47714 nucleotides long. NCBI's taxonomy places the organism in Eukaryota, Metazoa, Chordata, Amphibia, Anura, Pelobatidae. The record is from the annotation of a GenBank genome assembly.